GUUUGACGUCAAGUUUGAGAUCAGGUUUGACGUCAAGUUUGAGGUCAGGUUUGACGUCAAGUUUGAGAUCAGGUUUGACGUCAAGUUUGAGGUCAGGUUUGACGUCAAGUUUGAGAUCAGGUUUGACGUCAAGUUUGAGAUCAGGUUUGACGUCAAGUUUGAGAUCAGGUUUGACGUCAAGUUUGAGGUCAGGUUUGACGUCAAGUUUGAGAUCAGGUUUGACGUCAAGUUUGAGAUCAGGUUUGACGUCAAGUUUGAGAUCAGGUUUGACGUCAAGUUUGAGGUCAGGUUUGACGUCAAGUUUGAGAUCAGGUUUGACGUCAAGUUUGAGGUCAGGUUUGACGUCAAGUUUGAGAUCAGGUUUGACGUCAAGUUUGAGAUCAGGUUUGACGUCAAGUUUGAGAUCAGGUUUGACGUCAAGUUUGAGAUCAGGUUUGACGUCAAGUUUGAGAUCAGGUUUGACGUCAAGUUUGAGAUCAGGUUUGACGUCAAGUUUGAGAUCAGGUUUGACGUCAAGUUUGAGGUCAGGUUUGACGUCAAGUUUGAGAUCCGGUUUGACGUCAAGUUUGAGGUCAGGUUUGACGUCAAGUUUGAGAUCCGGUUUGACGUCAAGUUUGAGGUCAGGUUUGACGUCAAGUUUGAGAUCAGGUUUGACGUCAAGUUUGAGGUCAGGUUUGACGUCAAGUUUGAGAUCAGGUUUGACGUCAAGUUUGAGAUCAGGUUUGACGUCAAGUUUGAGGUCAGGUUUGACGUCAAGUUUGAGAUCAGGUUUGACGUCAAGUUUGAGAUCAGGUUUGACGUCAAGUUUGAGGUCAGGUUUGACGUCAAGUUUGAGGUCAGGUUUGACGUCAAGUUUGAGGUCAGGUUUGACGUCAAGUUUGAGAUCAGGUUUGACGUCAAGUUUGAGAUCAGGUUUGACGUCAAGUUUGAGGUCAGGUUUGACGUCAAGUUUGAGAUCAGGUUUGACGUCAAGUUUGAGAUCAGGUUUGACGUCAAGUUUGAGAUCAGGUUUGACGUCAAGUUUGAGGUCAGGUUUGACGUCAAGUUUGAGAUCAGGUUUGACGUCAAGUUUGAGAUCAGGUUUGACGUCAAGUUUGAGGUCAGGUUUGACGUCAAGUUUGAGAUCAGGUUUGACGUCAAGUUUGAGGUCAGGUUUGACGUCAAGUUUGAGAUCCGGUUUGACGUCAAGUUUGAGGUCAGGUUUGACGUCAAGUUUGAGAUCCGGUUUGACGUCAAGUUUGAGAUCAGGUUUGACGUCAAGUUUGAGAUCCGGUUUGACGUCAAGUUUGAGAUCAGGUUUGACGUCAAGUUUGAGAUCAGGUUUGACGUCAAGUUUGAGGUCAGGUUUGACGUCAAGUUUGAGAUCCGGUUUGACGUCAAGUUUGAGAUCAGGUUUGACGUCAAGUUUGAGAUCAGGUUUGACGUCAAGUUUGAGAUCAGGUUUGACGUCAAGUUUGAGGUCAGGUUUGACGUCAAGUUUGAGAUCCGGUUUGACGUCAAGUUUGAGAUCAGGUUUGACGUCAAGUUUGAGAUCAGGUUUGACGUCAAGUUUGAGGUCAGGUUUGACGUCAAGUUUGAGAUCAGGUUUGACGUCAAGUUUGAGAUCAGGUUUGACGUCAAGUUUGAGAUCAGGUUUGACGUCAAGUUUGAGAUCAGGUUUGACGUCAAGUUUGAGGUCAGGUUUGACGUCAAGUUUGAGAUCCGGUUUGACGUCAAGUUUGAGGUCAGGUUUGACGUCAAGUUUGAGAUCAGGUUUGACGUCAAGUUUGAGAUCAGGUUUGACGUCAAGUUUGAGAUCAGGUUUGACGUCAAGUUUGAGAUCAGGUUUGACGUCAAGUUUGAGAUCAGGUUUGACGUCAAGUUUGAGAUCAGGUUUGACGUCAAGUUUGAGAUCAGGUUUGACGUCAAGUUUGAGGUCAGGUUUGACGUCAAGUUUGAGAUCCGGUUUGACGUCAAGUUUGAGGUCAGGUUUGACGUCAAGUUUGAGAUCAGGUUUGACGUCAAGUUUGAGGUCAGGUUUGACGUCAAGUUUGAGAUCCGGUUUGACGUCAAGUUUGAGGUCAGGUUUGACGUCAAGUUUGAGAUCGGUUUGACGUCAAGUUUGAGGUUUGACGUCAAGUUUGAGAUCAGGUUUGACGUCAAGUUUGAGGUCAGGUUUGACGUCAAGUUUGAGGUCAGGUUUGACGUCAAGUUUGAGAUCAGGUUUGACGUCAAGUUUGAGAUCAGGUUUGACGUCAAGUUUGAGGUCAGGUUUGACGUCAAGUUUGAGGUCAGGUUUGACGUCAAGUUUGAGGUCAGGUUUGACGUCAAGUUUGAGAUCAGGUUUGACGUCAAGUUUGAGAUCAGGUUUGACGUCAAGUUUGAGAUCAGGUUUGACGUCAAGUUUGAGAUCAGGUUUGACGUCAAGUUUGAGGUCAGGUUUGACGUCAAGUUUGAGAUCCGGUUUGACGUCAAGUUUGAGGUCAGGUUUGACGUCAAGUUUGAGAUCAGGUUUGACGUCAAGUUUGAGGUCAGGUUUGACGUCAAGUUUGAGAUCCGGUUUGACGUCAAGUUUGAGAUCAGGUUUGACGUCAAGUUUGAGAUCAGGUUUGACGUCAAGUUUGAGGUCAGGUUUGACGUCAAGUUUGAGAUCAGGUUUGACGUCAAGUUUGAGGUCAGGUUUGACGUCAAGUUUGAGAUCAGGUUUGACGUCAAGUUUGAGAUCAGGUUUGACGUCAAGUUUGAGGUCAGGUUUGACGUCAAGUUUGAGGUCAGGUUUGACGUCAAGUUUGAGAUCAGGUUUGACGUCAAGUUUGAGAUCAGGUUUGACGUCAAGUUUGAGGUCAGGUUUGACGUCAAGUUUGAGGUCAGGUUUGACGUCAAGUUUGAGGUCAGGUUUGACGUCAAGUUUGAGAUCAGGUUUGACGUCAAGUUUGAGAUCAGGUUUGACGUCAAGUUUGAGAUCAGGUUUGACGUCAAGUUUGAGAUCAGGUUUGACGUCAAGUUUGAGAUCAGGUUUGACGUCAAGUUUGAGGUCAGGUUUGACGUCAAGUUUGAGAUCCGGUUUGACGUCAAGUUUGAGGUCAGGUUUGACGUCAAGUUUGAGAUCCGGUUUGACGUCAAGUUUGAGGUCAGGUUUGACGUCAAGUUUGAGAUCAGGUUUGACGUCAAGUUUGAGGUCAGGUUUGACGUCAAGUUUGAGAUCAGGUUUGACGUCAAGUUUGAGAUCAGGUUUGACGUCAAGUUUGAGAUCAGGUUUGACGUCAAGUUUGAGAUCAGGUUUGACGUCAAGUUUGAGAUCAGGUUUGACGUCAAGUUUGAGGUCAGGUUUGACGUCAAGUUUGAGAUCAGGUUUGACGUCAAGUUUGAGAUCAGGUUUGACGUCAAGUUUGAGAUCAGGUUUGACGUCAAGUUUGAGAUCAGGUUUGACGUCAAGUUUGAGAUCAGGUUUGACGUCAAGUUUGAGAUCCGGUUUGACGUCAAGUUUGAGGUCAGGUUUGACGUCAAGUUUGAGAUCCGGUUUGACGUCAAGUUUGAGGUCAGGUUUGACGUCAAGUUUGAGAUCCGGUUUGACGUCAAGUUUGAGGUCAGGUUUGACGUCAAGUUUGAGAUCCGGUUUGACGUCAAGUUUGAGGUCAGGUUUGACGUCAAGUUUGAGAUCAGGUUUGACGUCAAGUUUGAGAUCAGGUUUGACGUCAAGUUUGAGAUCAGGUUUGACGUCAAGUUUGAGGUCAGGUUUGACGUCAAGUUUGAGAUCAGGUUUGACGUCAAGUUUGAGAUCAGGUUUGACGUCAAGUUUGAGAUCAGGUUUGACGUCAAGUUUGAGAUCAGGUUUGACGUCAAGUUUGAGAUCAGGUUUGACGUCAAGUUUGAGAUCAGGUUUGACGUCAAGUUUGAGGUCAGGUUUGACGUCAAGUUUGAGGUCAGGUUUGACGUCAAGUUUGAGGUCAGGUUUGACGUCAAGUUUGAGAUCAGGUUUGACGUCAAGUUUGAGAUCAGGUUUGACGUCAAGUUUGAGAUCAGGUUUGACGUCAAGUUUGAGAUCAGGUUUGACGUCAAGUUUGAGAUCAGGUUUGACGUCAAGUUUGAGGUCAGGUUUGACGUCAAGUUUGAGAUCCGGUUUGACGUCAAGUUUGAGGUCAGGUUUGACGUCAAGUUUGAGAUCCGGUUUGACGUCAAGUUUGAGGUCAGGUUUGACGUCAAGUUUGAGAUCCGGUUUGACGUCAAGUUUGAGGUCAGGUUUGACGUCAAGUUUGAGAUCAGGUUUGACGUCAAGUUUGAGAUCAGGUUUGACGUCAAGUUUGAGAUCAGGUUUGACGUCAAGUUUGAGGUCAGGUUUGACGUCAAGUUUGAGGUCAGGUUUGACGUCAAGUUUGAGAUCAGGUUUGACGUCAAGUUUGAGAUCAGGUUUGACGUCAAGUUUGAGGUCAGGUUUGACGUCAAGUUUGAGAUCAGGUUUGACGUCAAGUUUGAGGUCAGGUUUGACGUCAAGUUUGAGAUCAGGUUUGACGUCAAGUUUGAGGUCAGGUUUGACGUCAAGUUUGAGAUCAGGUUUGACGUCAAGUUUGAGGUCAGGUUUGACGUCAAGUUUGAGAUCCGGUUUGACGUCAAGUUUGAGAUCCGGUUUGACGUCAAGUUUGAGAUCAGGUUUGACGUCAAGUUUGAGGUCAGGUUUGACGUCAAGUUUGAGAUCAGGUUUGACGUCAAGUUUGAGAUCAGGUUUGACGUCAAGUUUGAGGUCAGGUUUGACGUCAAGUUUGAGAUCAGGUUUGACGUCAAGUUUGAGAUCAGGUUUGACGUCAAGUUUGAGGUCAGGUUUGACGUCAAGUUUGAGGUCAGGUUUGACGUCAAGUUUGAGGUCAGGUUUGACGUCAAGUUUGAGAUCAGGUUUGACGUCAAGUUUGAGAUCAGGUUUGACGUCAAGUUUGAGAUCAGGUUUGACGUCAAGUUUGAGAUCAGGUUUGACGUCAAGUUUGAGAUCCGGUUUGACGUCAAGUUUGAGGUCAGGUUUGACGUCAAGUUUGAGAUCCGGUUUGACGUCAAGUUUGAGGUCAGGUUUGACGUCAAGUUUGAGAUCCGGUUUGACGUCAAGUUUGAGAUCAGGUUUGACGUCAAGUUUGAGAUCAGGUUUGACGUCAAGUUUGAGAUCAGGUUUGACGUCAAGUUUGAGAUCAGGUUUGACGUCAAGUUUGAGGUCAGGUUUGACGUCAAGUUUGAGAUCAGGUUUGACGUCAAGUUUGAGAUCAGGUUUGACGUCAAGUUUGAGAUCAGGUUUGACGUCAAGUUUGAGGUCAGGUUUGACGUCAAGUUUGAGAUCAGGUUUGACGUCAAGUUUGAGGUCAGGUUUGACGUCAAGUUUGAGAUCAGGUUUGACGUCAAGUUUGAGAUCAGGUUUGACGUCAAGUUUGAGAUCGGUUUGACGUCAAGUUUGAGGUUUGACGUCAAGUUUGAGAUCAGGUUUGACGUCAAGUUUGAGGUCAGGUUUGACGUCAAGUUUGAGGUCAGGUUUGACGUCAAGUUUGAGAUCAGGUUUGACGUCAAGUUUGAGAUCAGGUUUGACGUCAAGUUUGAGAUCAGGUUUGACGUCAAGUUUGAGAUCAGGUUUGACGUCAAGUUUGAGGUCAGGUUUGACGUCAAGUUUGAGAUCAGGUUUGACGUCAAGUUUGAGAUCAGGUUUGACGUCAAGUUUGAGAUCAGGUUUGACGUCAAGUUUGAGAUCAGGUUUGACGUCAAGUUUGAGAUCCGGUUUGACGUCAAGUUUGAGGUCAGGUUUGACGUCAAGUUUGAGAUCCGGUUUGACGUCAAGUUUGAGGUCAGGUUUGACGUCAAGUUUGAGAUCCGGUUUGACGUCAAGUUUGAGGUCAGGUUUGACGUCAAGUUUGAGAUCAGGUUUGACGUCAAGUUUGAGGUCAGGUUUGACGUCAAGUUUGAGAUCAGGUUUGACGUCAAGUUUGAGGUCAGGUUUGACGUCAAGUUUGAGGUCAGGUUUGACGUCAAGUUUGAGAUCAGGUUUGACGUCAAGUUUGAGAUCAGGUUUGACGUCAAGUUUGAGGUCAGGUUUGACGUCAAGUUUGAGGUCAGGUUUGACGUCAAGUUUGAGGUCAGGUUUGACGUCAAGUUUGAGAUCAGGUUUGACGUCAAGUUUGAGAUCAGGUUUGACGUCAAGUUUGAGAUCAGGUUUGACGUCAAGUUUGAGAUCAGGUUUGACGUCAAGUUUGAGAUCAGGUUUGACGUCAAGUUUGAGGUCAGGUUUGACGUCAAGUUUGAGAUCAGGUUUGACGUCAAGUUUGAGGUCAGGUUUGACGUCAAGUUUGAGAUCAGGUUUGACGUCAAGUUUGAGAUCAGGUUUGACGUCAAGUUUGAGGUCAGGUUUGACGUCAAGUUUGAGAUCAGGUUUGACGUCAAGUUUGAGAUCAGGUUUGACGUCAAGUUUGAGAUCAGGUUUGACGUCAAGUUUGAGGUCAGGUUUGACGUCAAGUUUGAGAUCAGGUUUGACGUCAAGUUUGAGAUCAGGUUUGACGUCAAGUUUGAGAUCAGGUUUGACGUCAAGUUUGAGGUCAGGUUUGACGUCAAGUUUGAGGUCAGGUUUGACGUCAAGUUUGAGAUCAGGUUUGACGUCAAGUUUGAGAUCAGGUUUGACGUCAAGUUUGAGAUCAGGUUUGACGUCAAGUUUGAGGUCAGGUUUGACGUCAAGUUUGAGAUCAGGUUUGACGUCAAGUUUGAGAUCAGGUUUGACGUCAAGUUUGAGGUCAGGUUUGACGUCAAGUUUGAGAUCAGGUUUGACGUCAAGUUUGAGGUCAGGUUUGACGUCAAGUUUGAGGUCAGGUUUGACGUCAAGUUUGAGAUCAGGUUUGACGUCAAGUUUGAGAUCAGGUUUGACGUCAAGUUUGAGGUCAGGUUUGACGUCAAGUUUGAGGUCAGGUUUGACGUCAAGUUUGAGGUCAGGUUUGACGUCAAGUUUGAGAUCAGGUUUGACGUCAAGUUUGAGAUCAGGUUUGACGUCAAGUUUGAGAUCAGGUUUGACGUCAAGUUUGAGAUCAGGUUUGACGUCAAGUUUGAGAUCCGGUUUGACGUCAAGUUUGAGGUCAGGUUUGACGUCAAGUUUGAGAUCCGGUUUGACGUCAAGUUUGAGGUCAGGUUUGACGUCAAGUUUGAGAUCCGGUUUGACGUCAAGUUUGAGGUCAGGUUUGACGUCAAGUUUGAGAUCCGGUUUGACGUCAAGUUUGAGGUCAGGUUUGACGUCAAGUUUGAGAUCCGGUUUGACGUCAAGUUUGAGAUCAGGUUUGACGUCAAGUUUGAGAUCAGGUUUGACGUCAAGUUUGAGGUCAGGUUUGACGUCAAGUUUGAGAUCAGGUUUGACGUCAAGUUUGAGAUCAGGUUUGACGUCAAGUUUGAGAUCAGGUUUGACGUCAAGUUUGAGGUCAGGUUUGACGUCAAGUUUGAGAUCAGGUUUGACGUCAAGUUUGAGGUCAGGUUUGACGUCAAGUUUGAGAUCAGGUUUGACGUCAAGUUUGAGGUCAGGUUUGACGUCAAGUUUGAGAUCAGGUUUGACGUCAAGUUUGAGAUCAGGUUUGACGUCAAGUUUGAGAUCCGGUUUGACGUCAAGUUUGAGAUCAGGUUUGACGUCAAGUUUGAGAUCCGGUUUGACGUCAAGUUUGAGGUCAGGUUUGACGUCAAGUUUGAGAUCCGGUUUGACGUCAAGUUUGAGGUCAGGUUUGACGUCAAGUUUGAGAUCCGGUUUGACGUCAAGUUUGAGGUCAGGUUUGACGUCAAGUUUGAGAUCCGGUUUGACGUCAAGUUUGAGGUCAGGUUUGACGUCAAGUUUGAGAUCCGGUUUGACGUCAAGUUUGAGAUCAGGUUUGACGUCAAGUUUGAGAUCAGGUUUGACGUCAAGUUUGAGGUCAGGUUUGACGUCAAGUUUGAGAUCAGGUUUGACGUCAAGUUUGAGAUCAGGUUUGACGUCAAGUUUGAGGUCAGGUUUGACGUCAAGUUUGAGGUCAGGUUUGACGUCAAGUUUGAGAUCAGGUUUGACGUCAAGUUUGAGGUCAGGUUUGACGUCAAGUUUGAGGUCAGGUUUGACGUCAAGUUUGAGAUCAGGUUUGACGUCAAGUUUGAGAUCAGGUUUGACGUCAAGUUUGAGGUCAGGUUUGACGUCAAGUUUGAGGUCAGGUUUGACGUCAAGUUUGAGGUCAGGUUUGACGUCAAGUUUGAGAUCAGGUUUGACGUCAAGUUUGAGGUCAGGUUUGACGUCAAGUUUGAGAUCAGGUUUGACGUCAAGUUUGAGAUCAGGUUUGACGUCAAGUUUGAGGUCAGGUUUGACGUCAAGUUUGAGAUCAGGUUUGACGUCAAGUUUGAGAUCAGGUUUGACGUCAAGUUUGAGAUCCGGUUUGACGUCAAGUUUGAGAUCAGGUUUGACGUCAAGUUUGAGAUCAGGUUUGACGUCAAGUUUGAGAUCAGGUUUGACGUCAAGUUUGAGAUCAGGUUUGACGUCAAGUUUGAGAUCAGGUUUGACGUCAAGUUUGAGGUCAGGUUUGACGUCAAGUUUGAGAUCAGGUUUGACGUCAAGUUUGAGAUCAGGUUUGACGUCAAGUUUGAGAUCAGGUUUGACGUCAAGUUUGAGAUCAGGUUUGACGUCAAGUUUGAGAUCAGGUUUGACGUCAAGUUUGAGAUCAGGUUUGACGUCAAGUUUGAGAUCAGGUUUGACGUCAAGUUUGAGGUCAGGUUUGACGUCAAGUUUGAGAUCAGGUUUGACGUCAAGUUUGAGAUCAGGUUUGACGUCAAGUUUGAGGUCAGGUUUGACGUCAAGUUUGAGAUCAGGUUUGACGUCAAGUUUGAGAUCAGGUUUGACGUCAAGUUUGAGAUCAGGUUUGACGUCAAGUUUGAGAUCAGGUUUGACGUCAAGUUUGAGGUCAGGUUUGACGUCAAGUUUGAGAUCAGGUUUGACGUCAAGUUUGAGAUCAGGUUUGACGUCAAGUUUGAGAUCAGGUUUGACGUCAAGUUUGAGAUCAGGUUUGACGUCAAGUUUGAGGUCAGGUUUGACGUCAAGUUUGAGAUCCGGUUUGACGUCAAGUUUGAGGUCAGGUUUGACGUCAAGUUUGAGAUCCGGUUUGACGUCAAGUUUGAGAUCAGGUUUGACGUCAAGUUUGAGAUCAGGUUUGACGUCAAGUUUGAGGUCAGGUUUGACGUCAAGUUUGAGAUCAGGUUUGACGUCAAGUUUGAGAUCAGGUUUGACGUCAAGUUUGAGGUCAGGUUUGACGUCAAGUUUGAGAUCAGGUUUGACGUCAAGUUUGAGAUCAGGUUUGACGUCAAGUUUGAGGUCAGGUUUGACGUCAAGUUUGAGAUCAGGUUUGACGUCAAGUUUGAGAUCAGGUUUGACGUCAAGUUUGAGGUCAGGUUUGACGUCAAGUUUGAGAUCAGGUUUGACGUCAAGUUUGAGAUCAGGUUUGACGUCAAGUUUGAGAUCAGGUUUGACGUCAAGUUUGAGAUCAGGUUUGACGUCAAGUUUGAGAUCAGGUUUGACGUCAAGUUUGAGAUCAGGUUUGACGUCAAGUUUGAGAUCAGGUUUGACGUCAAGUUUGAGGUCAGGUUUGACGUCAAGUUUGAGAUCAGGUUUGACGUCAAGUUUGAGGUCAGGUUUGACGUCAAGUUUGAGAUCAGGUUUGACGUCAAGUUUGAGAUCAGGUUUGACGUCAAGUUUGAGAUCAGGUUUGACGUCAAGUUUGAGAUCAGGUUUGACGUCAAGUUUGAGAUCAGGUUUGACGUCAAGUUUGAGAUCAGGUUUGACGUCAAGUUUGAGGUCAGGUUUGACGUCAAGUUUGAGAUCCGGUUUGACGUCAAGUUUGAGAUCCGGUUUGACGUCAAGUUUGAGAUCAGGUUUGACGUCAAGUUUGAGAUCAGGUUUGACGUCAAGUUUGAGGUCAGGUUUGACGUCAAGUUUGAGAUCAGGUUUGACGUCAAGUUUGAGAUCAGGUUUGACGUCAAGUUUGAGGUCAGGUUUGACGUCAAGUUUGAGAUCAGGUUUGACGUCAAGUUUGAGAUCAGGUUUGACGUCAAGUUUGAGGUCAGGUUUGACGUCAAGUUUGAGAUCAGGUUUGACGUCAAGUUUGAGAUCAGGUUUGACGUCAAGUUUGAGAUCAGGUUUGACGUCAAGUUUGAGAUCAGGUUUGACGUCAAGUUUGAGGUCAGGUUUGACGUCAAGUUUGAGAUCAGGUUUGACGUCAAGUUUGAGAUCCGGUUUGACGUCAAGUUUGAGAUCAGGUUUGACGUCAAGUUUGAGAUCCGGUUUGACGUCAAGUUUGAGGUCAGGUUUGACGUCAAGUUUGAGAUCCGGUUUGACGUCAAGUUUGAGGUCAGGUUUGACGUCAAGUUUGAGAUCCGGUUUGACGUCAAGUUUGAGGUCAGGUUUGACGUCAAGUUUGAGAUCCGGUUUGACGUCAAGUUUGAGGUCAGGUUUGACGUCAAGUUUGAGAUCAGGUUUGACGUCAAGUUUGAGAUCAGGUUUGACGUCAAGUUUGAGGUCAGGUUUGACGUCAAGUUUGAGAUCAGGUUUGACGUCAAGUUUGAGAUCAGGUUUGACGUCAAGUUUGAGAUCAGGUUUGACGUCAAGUUUGAGAUCAGGUUUGACGUCAAGUUUGAGGUCAGGUUUGACGUCAAGUUUGAGAUCAGGUUUGACGUCAAGUUUGAGAUCAGGUUUGACGUCAAGUUUGAGAUCAGGUUUGACGUCAAGUUUGAGAUCAGGUUUGACGUCAAGUUUGAGAUCAGGUUUGACGUCAAGUUUGAGGUCAGGUUUGACGUCAAGUUUGAGAUCAGGUUUGACGUCAAGUUUGAGGUCAGGUUUGACGUCAAGUUUGAGAUCAGGUUUGACGUCAAGUUUGAGAUCAGGUUUGACGUCAAGUUUGAGAUCAGGUUUGACGUCAAGUUUGAGAUCAGGUUUGACGUCAAGUUUGAGAUCAGGUUUGACGUCAAGUUUGAGAUCAGGUUUGACGUCAAGUUUGAGAUCAGGUUUGACGUCAAGUUUGAGAUCAGGUUUGACGUCAAGUUUGAGAUCAGGUUUGACGUCAAGUUUGAGGUCAGGUUUGACGUCAAGUUUGAGGUCAGGUUUGACGUCAAGUUUGAGGUCAGGUUUGACGUCAAGUUUGAGAUCAGGUUUGACGUCAAGUUUGAGAUCAGGUUUGACGUCAAGUUUGAGAUCAGGUUUGACGUCAAGUUUGAGGUCAGGUUUGACGUCAAGUUUGAGAUCAGGUUUGACGUCAAGUUUGAGAUCAGGUUUGACGUCAAGUUUGAGGUCAGGUUUGACGUCAAGUUUGAGAUCAGGUUUGACGUCAAGUUUGAGGUCAGGUUUGACGUCAAGUUUGAGGUCAGGUUUGACGUCAAGUUUGAGAUCAGGUUUGACGUCAAGUUUGAGAUCAGGUUUGACGUCAAGUUUGAGGUCAGGUUUGACGUCAAGUUUGAGAUCAGGUUUGACGUCAAGUUUGAGAUCAGGUUUGACGUCAAGUUUGAGAUCAGGUUUGACGUCAAGUUUGAGAUCAGGUUUGACGUCAAGUUUGAGAUCCGGUUUGACGUCAAGUUUGAGAUCAGGUUUGACGUCAAGUUUGAGAUCAGGUUUGACGUCAAGUUUGAGGUCAGGUUUGACGUCAAGUUUGAGAUCCGGUUUGACGUCAAGUUUGAGGUCAGGUUUGACGUCAAGUUUGAGAUCAGGUUUGACGUCAAGUUUGAGGUCAGGUUUGACGUCAAGUUUGAGAUCCGGUUUGACGUCAAGUUUGAGGUCAGGUUUGACGUCAAGUUUGAGAUCCGGUUUGACGUCAAGUUUGAGAUCAGGUUUGACGUCAAGUUUGAGAUCAGGUUUGACGUCAAGUUUGAGGUCAGGUUUGACGUCAAGUUUGAGAUCAGGUUUGACGUCAAGUUUGAGAUCAGGUUUGACGUCAAGUUUGAGGUCAGGUUUGACGUCAAGUUUGAGAUCAGGUUUGACGUCAAGUUUGAGAUCAGGUUUGACGUCAAGUUUGAGGUCAGGUUUGACGUCAAGUUUGAGGUCAGGUUUGACGUCAAGUUUGAGGUCAGGUUUGACGUCAAGUUUGAGAUCAGGUUUGACGUCAAGUUUGAGAUCAGGUUUGACGUCAAGUUUGAGAUCCGGUUUGACGUCAAGUUUGAGAUCAGGUUUGACGUCAAGUUUGAGAUCCGGUUUGACGUCAAGUUUGAGGUCAGGUUUGACGUCAAGUUUGAGAUCCGGUUUGACGUCAAGUUUGAGGUCAGGUUUGACGUCAAGUUUGAGAUCCGGUUUGACGUCAAGUUUGAGGUCAGGUUUGACGUCAAGUUUGAGAUCCGGUUUGACGUCAAGUUUGAGGUCAGGUUUGACGUCAAGUUUGAGAUCCGGUUUGACGUCAAGUUUGAGAUCAGGUUUGACGUCAAGUUUGAGAUCAGGUUUGACGUCAAGUUUGAGGUCAGGUUUGACGUCAAGUUUGAGAUCAGGUUUGACGUCAAGUUUGAGAUCAGGUUUGACGUCAAGUUUGAGGUCAGGUUUGACGUCAAGUUUGAGGUCAGGUUUGACGUCAAGUUUGAGAUCAGGUUUGACGUCAAGUUUGAGGUCAGGUUUGACGUCAAGUUUGAGGUCAGGUUUGACGUCAAGUUUGAGAUCAGGUUUGACGUCAAGUUUGAGAUCAGGUUUGACGUCAAGUUUGAGGUCAGGUUUGACGUCAAGUUUGAGAUCAGGUUUGACGUCAAGUUUGAGAUCAGGUUUGACGUCAAGUUUGAGAUCAGGUUUGACGUCAAGUUUGAGGUCAGGUUUGACGUCAAGUUUGAGAUCAGGUUUGACGUCAAGUUUGAGAUCAGGUUUGACGUCAAGUUUGAGGUCAGGUUUGACGUCAAGUUUGAGAUCAGGUUUGACGUCAAGUUUGAGAUCAGGUUUGACGUCAAGUUUGAGAUCCGGUUUGACGUCAAGUUUGAGAUCAGGUUUGACGUCAAGUUUGAGAUCCGGUUUGACGUCAAGUUUGAGAUCAGGUUUGACGUCAAGUUUGAGAUCAGGUUUGACGUCAAGUUUGAGAUCAGGUUUGACGUCAAGUUUGAGAUCAGGUUUGACGUCAAGUUUGAGAUCAGGUUUGACGUCAAGUUUGAGAUCAGGUUUGACGUCAAGUUUGAGAUCAGGUUUGACGUCAAGUUUGAGAUCAGGUUUGACGUCAAGUUUGAGAUCAGGUUUGACGUCAAGUUUGAGAUCAGGUUUGACGUCAAGUUUGAGAUCAGGUUUGACGUCAAGUUUGAGAUCAGGUUUGACGUCAAGUUUGAGAUCAGGUUUGACGUCAAGUUUGAGAUCAGGUUUGACGUCAAGUUUGAGAUCAGGUUUGACGUCAAGUUUGAGAUCAGGUUUGACGUCAAGUUUGAGGUCAGGUUUGACGUCAAGUUUGAGGUCAGGUUUGACGUCAAGUUUGAGAUCAGGUUUGACGUCAAGUUUGAGAUCAGGUUUGACGUCAAGUUUGAGAUCAGGUUUGACGUCAAGUUUGAGAUCAGGUUUGACGUCAAGUUUGAGGUCAGGUUUGACGUCAAGUUUGAGAUCAGGUUUGACGUCAAGUUUGAGAUCAGGUUUGACGUCAAGUUUGAGGUCAGGUUUGACGUCAAGUUUGAGAUCAGGUUUGACGUCAAGUUUGAGAUCAGGUUUGACGUCAAGUUUGAGAUCAGGUUUGACGUCAAGUUUGAGAUCAGGUUUGACGUCAAGUUUGAGAUCAGGUUUGACGUCAAGUUUGAGGUCAGGUUUGACGUCAAGUUUGAGGUCAGGUUUGACGUCAAGUUUGAGGUCAGGUUUGACGUCAAGUUUGAGAUCAGGUUUGACGUCAAGUUUGAGAUCAGGUUUGACGUCAAGUUUGAGAUCCGGUUUGACGUCAAGUUUGAGAUCAGGUUUGACGUCAAGUUUGAGAUCAGGUUUGACGUCAAGUUUGAGGUCAGGUUUGACGUCAAGUUUGAGAUCCGGUUUGACGUCAAGUUUGAGGUCAGGUUUGACGUCAAGUUUGAGAUCAGGUUUGACGUCAAGUUUGAGGUCAGGUUUGACGUCAAGUUUGAGAUCAGGUUUGACGUCAAGUUUGAGAUCAGGUUUGACGUCAAGUUUGAGAUCAGGUUUGACGUCAAGUUUGAGAUCAGGUUUGACGUCAAGUUUGAGAUCAGGUUUGACGUCAAGUUUGAGGUCAGGUUUGACGUCAAGUUUGAGAUCAGGUUUGACGUCAAGUUUGAGAUCAGGUUUGACGUCAAGUUUGAGAUCAGGUUUGACGUCAAGUUUGAGAUCAGGUUUGACGUCAAGUUUGAGGUCAGGUUUGACGUCAAGUUUGAGAUCAGGUUUGACGUCAAGUUUGAGAUCAGGUUUGACGUCAAGUUUGAGAUCAGGUUUGACGUCAAGUUUGAGAUCAGGUUUGACGUCAAGUUUGAGAUCAGGUUUGACGUCAAGUUUGAGAUCCGGUUUGACGUCAAGUUUGAGGUCAGGUUUGACGUCAAGUUUGAGAUCCGGUUUGACGUCAAGUUUGAGAUCAGGUUUGACGUCAAGUUUGAGAUCCGGUUUGACGUCAAGUUUGAGGUCAGGUUUGACGUCAAGUUUGAGAUCCGGUUUGACGUCAAGUUUGAGGUCAGGUUUGACGUCAAGUUUGAGAUCCGGUUUGACGUCAAGUUUGAGAUCAGGUUUGACGUCAAGUUUGAGAUCAGGUUUGACGUCAAGUUUGAGAUCAGGUUUGACGUCAAGUUUGAGAUCAGGUUUGACGUCAAGUUUGAGAUCAGGUUUGACGUCAAGUUUGAGAUCAGGUUUGACGUCAAGUUUGAGAUCAGGUUUGACGUCAAGUUUGAGAUCAGGUUUGACGUCAAGUUUGAGAUCAGGUUUGACGUCAAGUUUGAGGUCAGGUUUGACGUCAAGUUUGAGGUCAGGUUUGACGUCAAGUUUGAGGUCAGGUUUGACGUCAAGUUUGAGAUCAGGUUUGACGUCAAGUUUGAGAUCAGGUUUGACGUCAAGUUUGAGAUCAGGUUUGACGUCAAGUUUGAGAUCAGGUUUGACGUCAAGUUUGAGAUCAGGUUUGACGUCAAGUUUGAGGUCAGGUUUGACGUCAAGUUUGAGAUCAGGUUUGACGUCAAGUUUGAGAUCAGGUUUGACGUCAAGUUUGAGAUCAGGUUUGACGUCAAGUUUGAGAUCAGGUUUGACGUCAAGUUUGAGAUCAGGUUUGACGUCAAGUUUGAGAUCAGGUUUGACGUCAAGUUUGAGAUCAGGUUUGACGUCAAGUUUGAGAUCAGGUUUGACGUCAAGUUUGAGGUCAGGUUUGACGUCAAGUUUGAGGUCAGGUUUGACGUCAAGUUUGAGAUCAGGUUUGACGUCAAGUUUGAGAUCAGGUUUGACGUCAAGUUUGAGGUCAGGUUUGACGUCAAGUUUGAGGUCAGGUUUGACGUCAAGUUUGAGGUCAGGUUUGACGUCAAGUUUGAGAUCAGGUUUGACGUCAAGUUUGAGAUCAGGUUUGACGUCAAGUUUGAGAUCCGGUUUGACGUCAAGUUUGAGAUCAGGUUUGACGUCAAGUUUGAGAUCCGGUUUGACGUCAAGUUUGAGGUCAGGUUUGACGUCAAGUUUGAGAUCCGGUUUGACGUCAAGUUUGAGGUCAGGUUUGACGUCAAGUUUGAGAUCCGGUUUGACGUCAAGUUUGAGGUCAGGUUUGACGUCAAGUUUGAGAUCCGGUUUGACGUCAAGUUUGAGGUCAGGUUUGACGUCAAGUUUGAGAUCCGGUUUGACGUCAAGUUUGAGAUCAGGUUUGACGUCAAGUUUGAGAUCAGGUUUGACGUCAAGUUUGAGGUCAGGUUUGACGUCAAGUUUGAGAUCAGGUUUGACGUCAAGUUUGAGAUCAGGUUUGACGUCAAGUUUGAGGUCAGGUUUGACGUCAAGUUUGAGGUCAGGUUUGACGUCAAGUUUGAGAUCAGGUUUGACGUCAAGUUUGAGGUCAGGUUUGACGUCAAGUUUGAGGUCAGGUUUGACGUCAAGUUUGAGAUCAGGUUUGACGUCAAGUUUGAGAUCAGGUUUGACGUCAAGUUUGAGGUCAGGUUUGACGUCAAGUUUGAGGUCAGGUUUGACGUCAAGUUUGAGGUCAGGUUUGACGUCAAGUUUGAGAUCCGGUUUGACGUCAAGUUUGAGGUCAGGUUUGACGUCAAGUUUGAGAUCCGGUUUGACGUCAAGUUUGAGAUCAGGUUUGACGUCAAGUUUGAGGUCAGGUUUGACGUCAAGUUUGAGAUCCGGUUUGACGUCAAGUUUGAGAUCAGGUUUGACGUCAAGUUUGAGAUCCGGUUUGACGUCAAGUUUGAGAUCAGGUUUGACGUCAAGUUUGAGAUCCGGUUUGACGUCAAGUUUGAGGUCAGGUUUGACGUCAAGUUUGAGAUCCGGUUUGACGUCAAGUUUGAGAUCCGGUUUGACGUCAAGUUUGAGAUCAGGUUUGACGUCAAGUUUGAGAUCAGGUUUGACGUCAAGUUUGAGGUCAGGUUUGACGUCAAGUUUGAGAUCCGGUUUGACGUCAAGUUUGAGAUCAGGUUUGACGUCAAGUUUGAGAUCAGGUUUGACGUCAAGUUUGAGGUCAGGUUUGACGUCAAGUUUGAGAUCCGGUUUGACGUCAAGUUUGAGAUCAGGUUUGACGUCAAGUUUGAGAUCAGGUUUGACGUCAAGUUUGAGAUCAGGUUUGACGUCAAGUUUGAGAUCAGGUUUGACGUCAAGUUUGAGGUCAGGUUUGACGUCAAGUUUGAGAUCAGGUUUGACGUCAAGUUUGAGAUCAGGUUUGACGUCAAGUUUGAGGUCAGGUUUGACGUCAAGUUUGAGGUCAGGUUUGACGUCAAGUUUGAGAUCAGGUUUGACGUCAAGUUUGAGAUCAGGUUUGACGUCAAGUUUGAGAUCAGGUUUGACGUCAAGUUUGAGAUCAGGUUUGACGUCAAGUUUGAGGUCAGGUUUGACGUCAAGUUUGAGAUCAGGUUUGACGUCAAGUUUGAGAUCAGGUUUGACGUCAAGUUUGAGAUCAGGUUUGACGUCAAGUUUGAGAUCAGGUUUGACGUCAAGUUUGAGAUCAGGUUUGACGUCAAGUUUGAGGUCAGGUUUGACGUCAAGUUUGAGAUCAGGUUUGACGUCAAGUUUGAGGUCAGGUUUGACGUCAAGUUUGAGAUCAGGUUUGACGUCAAGUUUGAGGUCAGGUUUGACGUCAAGUUUGAGAUCCGGUUUGACGUCAAGUUUGAGGUCAGGUUUGACGUCAAGUUUGAGAUCAGGUUUGACGUCAAGUUUGAGAUCAGGUUUGACGUCAAGUUUGAGAUCAGGUUUGACGUCAAGUUUGAGGUCAGGUUUGACGUCAAGUUUGAGAUCAGGUUUGACGUCAAGUUUGAGAUCAGGUUUGACGUCAAGUUUGAGGUCAGGUUUGACGUCAAGUUUGAGAUCAGGUUUGACGUCAAGUUUGAGAUCAGGUUUGACGUCAAGUUUGAGGUCAGGUUUGACGUCAAGUUUGAGGUCAGGUUUGACGUCAAGUUUGAGAUCAGGUUUGACGUCAAGUUUGAGAUCAGGUUUGACGUCAAGUUUGAGGUCAGGUUUGACGUCAAGUUUGAGGUCAGGUUUGACGUCAAGUUUGAGGUCAGGUUUGACGUCAAGUUUGAGAUCAGGUUUGACGUCAAGUUUGAGGUCAGGUUUGACGUCAAGUUUGAGAUCAGGUUUGACGUCAAGUUUGAGAUCAGGUUUGACGUCAAGUUUGAGGUCAGGUUUGACGUCAAGUUUGAGAUCAGGUUUGACGUCAAGUUUGAGAUCAGGUUUGACGUCAAGUUUGAGAUCAGGUUUGACGUCAAGUUUGAGAUCAGGUUUGACGUCAAGUUUGAGAUCAGGUUUGACGUCAAGUUUGAGGUCAGGUUUGACGUCAAGUUUGAGAUCAGGUUUGACGUCAAGUUUGAGAUCAGGUUUGACGUCAAGUUUGAGAUCAGGUUUGACGUCAAGUUUGAGAUCAGGUUUGACGUCAAGUUUGAGAUCAGGUUUGACGUCAAGUUUGAGAUCAGGUUUGACGUCAAGUUUGAGAUCAGGUUUGACGUCAAGUUUGAGAUCAGGUUUGACGUCAAGUUUGAGAUCAGGUUUGACGUCAAGUUUGAGAUCAGGUUUGACGUCAAGUUUGAGAUCCGGUUUGACGUCAAGUUUGAGGUCAGGUUUGACGUCAAGUUUGAGAUCCGGUUUGACGUCAAGUUUGAGGUCAGGUUUGACGUCAAGUUUGAGAUCAGGUUUGACGUCAAGUUUGAGAUCAGGUUUGACGUCAAGUUUGAGGUCAGGUUUGACGUCAAGUUUGAGGUCAGGUUUGACGUCAAGUUUGAGAUCAGGUUUGACGUCAAGUUUGAGGUCAGGUUUGACGUCAAGUUUGAGGUCAGGUUUGACGUCAAGUUUGAGAUCAGGUUUGACGUCAAGUUUGAGAUCAGGUUUGACGUCAAGUUUGAGGUCAGGUUUGACGUCAAGUUUGAGGUCAGGUUUGACGUCAAGUUUGAGGUCAGGUUUGACGUCAAGUUUGAGAUCAGGUUUGACGUCAAGUUUGAGGUCAGGUUUGACGUCAAGUUUGAGAUCAGGUUUGACGUCAAGUUUGAGAUCAGGUUUGACGUCAAGUUUGAGGUCAGGUUUGACGUCAAGUUUGAGAUCAGGUUUGACGUCAAGUUUGAGAUCAGGUUUGACGUCAAGUUUGAGAUCCGGUUUGACGUCAAGUUUGAGGUCAGGUUUGACGUCAAGUUUGAGAUCCGGUUUGACGUCAAGUUUGAGGUCAGGUUUGACGUCAAGUUUGAGAUCCGGUUUGACGUCAAGUUUGAGAUCAGGUUUGACGUCAAGUUUGAGAUCAGGUUUGACGUCAAGUUUGAGGUCAGGUUUGACGUCAAGUUUGAGAUCAGGUUUGACGUCAAGUUUGAGAUCAGGUUUGACGUCAAGUUUGAGGUCAGGUUUGACGUCAAGUUUGAGGUCAGGUUUGACGUCAAGUUUGAGAUCAGGUUUGACGUCAAGUUUGAGAUCAGGUUUGACGUCAAGUUUGAGGUCAGGUUUGACGUCAAGUUUGAGAUCAGGUUUGACGUCAAGUUUGAGGUCAGGUUUGACGUCAAGUUUGAGAUCAGGUUUGACGUCAAGUUUGAGGUCAGGUUUGACGUCAAGUUUGAGAUCAGGUUUGACGUCAAGUUUGAGAUCAGGUUUGACGUCAAGUUUGAGGUCAGGUUUGACGUCAAGUUUGAGAUCCGGUUUGACGUCAAGUUUGAGAUCAGGUUUGACGUCAAGUUUGAGAUCAGGUUUGACGUCAAGUUUGAGAUCAGGUUUGACGUCAAGUUUGAGAUCAGGUUUGACGUCAAGUUUGAGGUCAGGUUUGACGUCAAGUUUGAGAUCAGGUUUGACGUCAAGUUUGAGAUCAGGUUUGACGUCAAGUUUGAGAUCAGGUUUGACGUCAAGUUUGAGAUCAGGUUUGACGUCAAGUUUGAGGUCAGGUUUGACGUCAAGUUUGAGAUCAGGUUUGACGUCAAGUUUGAGAUCAGGUUUGACGUCAAGUUUGAGAUCAGGUUUGACGUCAAGUUUGAGAUCAGGUUUGACGUCAAGUUUGAGAUCAGGUUUGACGUCAAGUUUGAGAUCAGGUUUGACGUCAAGUUUGAGGUCAGGUUUGACGUCAAGUUUGAGAUCAGGUUUGACGUCAAGUUUGAGAUCAGGUUUGACGUCAAGUUUGAGAUCAGGUUUGACGUCAAGUUUGAGGUCAGGUUUGACGUCAAGUUUGAGAUCAGGUUUGACGUCAAGUUUGAGAUCAGGUUUGACGUCAAGUUUGAGAUCAGGUUUGACGUCAAGUUUGAGAUCAGGUUUGACGUCAAGUUUGAGAUCAGGUUUGACGUCAAGUUUGAGAUCAGGUUUGACGUCAAGUUUGAGAUCAGGUUUGACGUCAAGUUUGAGAUCAGGUUUGACGUCAAGUUUGAGGUCAGGUUUGACGUCAAGUUUGAGGUCAGGUUUGACGUCAAGUUUGAGAUCAGGUUUGACGUCAAGUUUGAGAUCAGGUUUGACGUCAAGUUUGAGGUCAGGUUUGACGUCAAGUUUGAGGUCAGGUUUGACGUCAAGUUUGAGGUCAGGUUUGACGUCAAGUUUGAGAUCAGGUUUGACGUCAAGUUUGAGAUCAGGUUUGACGUCAAGUUUGAGAUCAGGUUUGACGUCAAGUUUGAGAUCAGGUUUGACGUCAAGUUUGAGAUCAGGUUUGACGUCAAGUUUGAGGUCAGGUUUGACGUCAAGUUUGAGAUCAGGUUUGACGUCAAGUUUGAGGUCAGGUUUGACGUCAAGUUUGAGAUCCGGUUUGACGUCAAGUUUGAGGUCAGGUUUGACGUCAAGUUUGAGAUCCGGUUUGACGUCAAGUUUGAGGUCAGGUUUGACGUCAAGUUUGAGAUCCGGUUUGACGUCAAGUUUGAGAUCAGGUUUGACGUCAAGUUUGAGAUCAGGUUUGACGUCAAGUUUGAGGUCAGGUUUGACGUCAAGUUUGAGAUCAGGUUUGACGUCAAGUUUGAGAUCAGGUUUGACGUCAAGUUUGAGAUCAGGUUUGACGUCAAGUUUGAGGUCAGGUUUGACGUCAAGUUUGAGAUCAGGUUUGACGUCAAGUUUGAGGUCAGGUUUGACGUCAAGUUUGAGAUCAGGUUUGACGUCAAGUUUGAGAUCAGGUUUGACGUCAAGUUUGAGAUCAGGUUUGACGUCAAGUUUGAGGUCAGGUUUGACGUCAAGUUUGAGGUCAGGUUUGACGUCAAGUUUGAGGUCAGGUUUGACGUCAAGUUUGAGAUCAGGUUUGACGUCAAGUUUGAGGUCAGGUUUGACGUCAAGUUUGAGAUCAGGUUUGACGUCAAGUUUGAGAUCCGGUUUGACGUCAAGUUUGAGGUCAGGUUUGACGUCAAGUUUGAGAUCCGGUUUGACGUCAAGUUUGAGAUCAGGUUUGACGUCAAGUUUGAGAUCAGGUUUGACGUCAAGUUUGAGAUCAGGUUUGACGUCAAGUUUGAGAUCAGGUUUGACGUCAAGUUUGAGAUCAGGUUUGACGUCAAGUUUGAGAUCAGGUUUGACGUCAAGUUUGAGAUCAGGUUUGACGUCAAGUUUGAGAUCAGGUUUGACGUCAAGUUUGAGGUCAGGUUUGACGUCAAGUUUGAGAUCAGGUUUGACGUCAAGUUUGAGAUCAGGUUUGACGUCAAGUUUGAGAUCAGGUUUGACGUCAAGUUUGAGGUCAGGUUUGACGUCAAGUUUGAGAUCAGGUUUGACGUCAAGUUUGAGAUCAGGUUUGACGUCAAGUUUGAGAUCAGGUUUGACGUCAAGUUUGAGAUCAGGUUUGACGUCAAGUUUGAGGUCAGGUUUGACGUCAAGUUUGAGAUCAGGUUUGACGUCAAGUUUGAGAUCAGGUUUGACGUCAAGUUUGAGGUCAGGUUUGACGUCAAGUUUGAGAUCAGGUUUGACGUCAAGUUUGAGAUCAGGUUUGACGUCAAGUUUGAGAUCAGGUUUGACGUCAAGUUUGAGGUCAGGUUUGACGUCAAGUUUGAGAUCAGGUUUGACGUCAAGUUUGAGAUCAGGUUUGACGUCAAGUUUGAGAUCAGGUUUGACGUCAAGUUUGAGAUCAGGUUUGACGUCAAGUUUGAGGUCAGGUUUGACGUCAAGUUUGAGGUCAGGUUUGACGUCAAGUUUGAGAUCAGGUUUGACGUCAAGUUUGAGAUCAGGUUUGACGUCAAGUUUGAGGUCAGGUUUGACGUCAAGUUUGAGGUCAGGUUUGACGUCAAGUUUGAGAUCAGGUUUGACGUCAAGUUUGAGAUCAGGUUUGACGUCAAGUUUGAGGUCAGGUUUGACGUCAAGUUUGAGAUCAGGUUUGACGUCAAGUUUGAGGUCAGGUUUGACGUCAAGUUUGAGAUCAGGUUUGACGUCAAGUUUGAGAUCAGGUUUGACGUCAAGUUUGAGAUCAGGUUUGACGUCAAGUUUGAGGUCAGGUUUGACGUCAAGUUUGAGAUCAGGUUUGACGUCAAGUUUGAGAUCAGGUUUGACGUCAAGUUUGAGAUCAGGUUUGACGUCAAGUUUGAGAUCAGGUUUGACGUCAAGUUUGAGAUCAGGUUUGACGUCAAGUUUGAGAUCAGGUUUGACGUCAAGUUUGAGAUCAGGUUUGACGUCAAGUUUGAGAUCAGGUUUGACGUCAAGUUUGAGAUCAGGUUUGACGUCAAGUUUGAGAUCCGGUUUGACGUCAAGUUUGAGAUCAGGUUUGACGUCAAGUUUGAGAUCCGGUUUGACGUCAAGUUUGAGGUCAGGUUUGACGUCAAGUUUGAGAUCCGGUUUGACGUCAAGUUUGAGGUCAGGUUUGACGUCAAGUUUGAGAUCAGGUUUGACGUCAAGUUUGAGGUCAGGUUUGACGUCAAGUUUGAGAUCCGGUUUGACGUCAAGUUUGAGAUCAGGUUUGACGUCAAGUUUGAGAUCAGGUUUGACGUCAAGUUUGAGGUCAGGUUUGACGUCAAGUUUGAGAUCAGGUUUGACGUCAAGUUUGAGAUCAGGUUUGACGUCAAGUUUGAGAUCAGGUUUGACGUCAAGUUUGAGGUCAGGUUUGACGUCAAGUUUGAGAUCAGGUUUGACGUCAAGUUUGAGGUCAGGUUUGACGUCAAGUUUGAGAUCAGGUUUGACGUCAAGUUUGAGAUCAGGUUUGACGUCAAGUUUGAGAUCAGGUUUGACGUCAAGUUUGAGGUCAGGUUUGACGUCAAGUUUGAGGUCAGGUUUGACGUCAAGUUUGAGGUCAGGUUUGACGUCAAGUUUGAGAUCCGGUUUGACGUCAAGUUUGAGGUCAGGUUUGACGUCAAGUUUGAGAUCCGGUUUGACGUCAAGUUUGAGAUCAGGUUUGACGUCAAGUUUGAGGUCAGGUUUGACGUCAAGUUUGAGAUCAGGUUUGACGUCAAGUUUGAGAUCAGGUUUGACGUCAAGUUUGAGAUCAGGUUUGACGUCAAGUUUGAGAUCAGGUUUGACGUCAAGUUUGAGAUCAGGUUUGACGUCAAGUUUGAGAUCAGGUUUGACGUCAAGUUUGAGAUCAGGUUUGACGUCAAGUUUGAGAUCAGGUUUGACGUCAAGUUUGAGAUCAGGUUUGACGUCAAGUUUGAGGUCAGGUUUGACGUCAAGUUUGAGAUCAGGUUUGACGUCAAGUUUGAGAUCAGGUUUGACGUCAAGUUUGAGGUCAGGUUUGACGUCAAGUUUGAGGUCAGGUUUGACGUCAAGUUUGAGGUCAGGUUUGACGUCAAGUUUGAGAUCAGGUUUGACGUCAAGUUUGAGAUCAGGUUUGACGUCAAGUUUGAGAUCAGGUUUGACGUCAAGUUUGAGAUCAGGUUUGACGUCAAGUUUGAGAUCAGGUUUGACGUCAAGUUUGAGGUCAGGUUUGACGUCAAGUUUGAGAUCAGGUUUGACGUCAAGUUUGAGGUCAGGUUUGACGUCAAGUUUGAGAUCAGGUUUGACGUCAAGUUUGAGGUCAGGUUUGACGUCAAGUUUGAGAUCAGGUUUGACGUCAAGUUUGAGAUCAGGUUUGACGUCAAGUUUGAGAUCAGGUUUGACGUCAAGUUUGAGAUCAGGUUUGACGUCAAGUUUGAGAUCCGGUUUGACGUCAAGUUUGAGGUCAGGUUUGACGUCAAGUUUGAGAUCAGGUUUGACGUCAAGUUUGAGAUCAGGUUUGACGUCAAGUUUGAGAUCAGGUUUGACGUCAAGUUUGAGAUCAGGUUUGACGUCAAGUUUGAGGUCAGGUUUGACGUCAAGUUUGAGAUCAGGUUUGACGUCAAGUUUGAGAUCAGGUUUGACGUCAAGUUUGAGAUCAGGUUUGACGUCAAGUUUGAGAUCAGGUUUGACGUCAAGUUUGAGAUCAGGUUUGACGUCAAGUUUGAGGUCAGGUUUGACGUCAAGUUUGAGAUCAGGUUUGACGUCAAGUUUGAGAUCAGGUUUGACGUCAAGUUUGAGAUCAGGUUUGACGUCAAGUUUGAGAUCAGGUUUGACGUCAAGUUUGAGGUCAGGUUUGACGUCAAGUUUGAGAUCAGGUUUGACGUCAAGUUUGAGAUCAGGUUUGACGUCAAGUUUGAGAUCAGGUUUGACGUCAAGUUUGAGGUCAGGUUUGACGUCAAGUUUGAGGUCAGGUUUGACGUCAAGUUUGAGAUCAGGUUUGACGUCAAGUUUGAGAUCAGGUUUGACGUCAAGUUUGAGGUCAGGUUUGACGUCAAGUUUGAGAUCAGGUUUGACGUCAAGUUUGAGGUCAGGUUUGACGUCAAGUUUGAGGUCAGGUUUGACGUCAAGUUUGAGGUCAGGUUUGACGUCAAGUUUGAGAUCAGGUUUGACGUCAAGUUUGAGAUCAGGUUUGACGUCAAGUUUGAGGUCAGGUUUGACGUCAAGUUUGAGAUCAGGUUUGACGUCAAGUUUGAGAUCAGGUUUGACGUCAAGUUUGAGAUCAGGUUUGACGUCAAGUUUGAGAUCAGGUUUGACGUCAAGUUUGAGGUCAGGUUUGACGUCAAGUUUGAGAUCAGGUUUGACGUCAAGUUUGAGAUCAGGUUUGACGUCAAGUUUGAGAUCAGGUUUGACGUCAAGUUUGAGAUCAGGUUUGACGUCAAGUUUGAGGUCAGGUUUGACGUCAAGUUUGAGAUCAGGUUUGACGUCAAGUUUGAGAUCAGGUUUGACGUCAAGUUUGAGAUCAGGUUUGACGUCAAGUUUGAGAUCAGGUUUGACGUCAAGUUUGAGGUCAGGUUUGACGUCAAGUUUGAGGUCAGGUUUGACGUCAAGUUUGAGGUCAGGUUUGACGUCAAGUUUGAGAUCAGGUUUGACGUCAAGUUUGAGAUCAGGUUUGACGUCAAGUUUGAGAUCAGGUUUGACGUCAAGUUUGAGGUCAGGUUUGACGUCAAGUUUGAGGUCAGGUUUGACGUCAAGUUUGAGAUCAGGUUUGACGUCAAGUUUGAGAUCAGGUUUGACGUCAAGUUUGAGAUCAGGUUUGACGUCAAGUUUGAGGUCAGGUUUGACGUCAAGUUUGAGAUCAGGUUUGACGUCAAGUUUGAGAUCAGGUUUGACGUCAAGUUUGAGGUCAGGUUUGACGUCAAGUUUGAGAUCAGGUUUGACGUCAAGUUUGAGGUCAGGUUUGACGUCAAGUUUGAGAUCAGGUUUGACGUCAAGUUUGAGGUCAGGUUUGACGUCAAGUUUGAGAUCAGGUUUGACGUCAAGUUUGAGGUCAGGUUUGACGUCAAGUUUGAGAUCAGGUUUGACGUCAAGUUUGAGAUCCGGUUUGACGUCAAGUUUGAGAUCAGGUUUGACGUCAAGUUUGAGAUCAGGUUUGACGUCAAGUUUGAGAUCAGGUUUGACGUCAAGUUUGAGAUCAGGUUUGACGUCAAGUUUGAGAUCAGGUUUGACGUCAAGUUUGAGAUCAGGUUUGACGUCAAGUUUGAGAUCAGGUUUGACGUCAAGUUUGAGAUCAGGUUUGACGUCAAGUUUGAGAUCAGGUUUGACGUCAAGUUUGAGGUCAGGUUUGACGUCAAGUUUGAGAUCAGGUUUGACGUCAAGUUUGAGAUCAGGUUUGACGUCAAGUUUGAGGUCAGGUUUGACGUCAAGUUUGAGGUCAGGUUUGACGUCAAGUUUGAGAUCAGGUUUGACGUCAAGUUUGAGGUCAGGUUUGACGUCAAGUUUGAGAUCAGGUUUGACGUCAAGUUUGAGAUCAGGUUUGACGUCAAGUUUGAGAUCAGGUUUGACGUCAAGUUUGAGGUCAGGUUUGACGUCAAGUUUGAGAUCAGGUUUGACGUCAAGUUUGAGAUCAGGUUUGACGUCAAGUUUGAGAUCAGGUUUGACGUCAAGUUUGAGAUCAGGUUUGACGUCAAGUUUGAGAUCAGGUUUGACGUCAAGUUUGAGAUCAGGUUUGACGUCAAGUUUGAGGUCAGGUUUGACGUCAAGUUUGAGGUCAGGUUUGACGUCAAGUUUGAGGUCAGGUUUGACGUCAAGUUUGAGAUCAGGUUUGACGUCAAGUUUGAGAUCAGGUUUGACGUCAAGUUUGAGAUCAGGUUUGACGUCAAGUUUGAGAUCAGGUUUGACGUCAAGUUUGAGAUCCGGUUUGACGUCAAGUUUGAGGUCAGGUUUGACGUCAAGUUUGAGAUCCGGUUUGACGUCAAGUUUGAGGUCAGGUUUGACGUCAAGUUUGAGAUCCGGUUUGACGUCAAGUUUGAGGUCAGGUUUGACGUCAAGUUUGAGAUCAGGUUUGACGUCAAGUUUGAGGUCAGGUUUGACGUCAAGUUUGAGAUCCGGUUUGACGUCAAGUUUGAGAUCAGGUUUGACGUCAAGUUUGAGAUCAGGUUUGACGUCAAGUUUGAGAUCAGGUUUGACGUCAAGUUUGAGAUCAGGUUUGACGUCAAGUUUGAGAUCAGGUUUGACGUCAAGUUUGAGGUCAGGUUUGACGUCAAGUUUGAGGUCAGGUUUGACGUCAAGUUUGAGAUCAGGUUUGACGUCAAGUUUGAGGUCAGGUUUGACGUCAAGUUUGAGGUCAGGUUUGACGUCAAGUUUGAGAUCAGGUUUGACGUCAAGUUUGAGAUCAGGUUUGACGUCAAGUUUGAGGUCAGGUUUGACGUCAAGUUUGAGGUCAGGUUUGACGUCAAGUUUGAGGUCAGGUUUGACGUCAAGUUUGAGAUCAGGUUUGACGUCAAGUUUGAGGUCAGGUUUGACGUCAAGUUUGAGAUCAGGUUUGACGUCAAGUUUGAGAUCAGGUUUGACGUCAAGUUUGAGGUCAGGUUUGACGUCAAGUUUGAGAUCAGGUUUGACGUCAAGUUUGAGAUCAGGUUUGACGUCAAGUUUGAGAUCAGGUUUGACGUCAAGUUUGAGAUCAGGUUUGACGUCAAGUUUGAGAUCAGGUUUGACGUCAAGUUUGAGGUCAGGUUUGACGUCAAGUUUGAGAUCAGGUUUGACGUCAAGUUUGAGAUCAGGUUUGACGUCAAGUUUGAGAUCAGGUUUGACGUCAAGUUUGAGAUCAGGUUUGACGUCAAGUUUGAGGUCAGGUUUGACGUCAAGUUUGAGAUCAGGUUUGACGUCAAGUUUGAGAUCAGGUUUGACGUCAAGUUUGAGAUCAGGUUUGACGUCAAGUUUGAGGUCAGGUUUGACGUCAAGUUUGAGGUCAGGUUUGACGUCAAGUUUGAGAUCAGGUUUGACGUCAAGUUUGAGAUCAGGUUUGACGUCAAGUUUGAGGUCAGGUUUGACGUCAAGUUUGAGAUCAGGUUUGACGUCAAGUUUGAGAUCAGGUUUGACGUCAAGUUUGAGAUCCGGUUUGACGUCAAGUUUGAGGUCAGGUUUGACGUCAAGUUUGAGAUCCGGUUUGACGUCAAGUUUGAGGUCAGGUUUGACGUCAAGUUUGAGAUCAGGUUUGACGUCAAGUUUGAGAUCAGGUUUGACGUCAAGUUUGAGAUCAGGUUUGACGUCAAGUUUGAGGUCAGGUUUGACGUCAAGUUUGAGGUCAGGUUUGACGUCAAGUUUGAGAUCAGGUUUGACGUCAAGUUUGAGAUCAGGUUUGACGUCAAGUUUGAGGUCAGGUUUGACGUCAAGUUUGAGAUCAGGUUUGACGUCAAGUUUGAGAUCAGGUUUGACGUCAAGUUUGAGGUCAGGUUUGACGUCAAGUUUGAGAUCAGGUUUGACGUCAAGUUUGAGAUCAGGUUUGACGUCAAGUUUGAGGUCAGGUUUGACGUCAAGUUUGAGAUCAGGUUUGACGUCAAGUUUGAGGUCAGGUUUGACGUCAAGUUUGAGAUCCGGUUUGACGUCAAGUUUGAGAUCAGGUUUGACGUCAAGUUUGAGGUCAGGUUUGACGUCAAGUUUGAGAUCCGGUUUGACGUCAAGUUUGAGAUCAGGUUUGACGUCAAGUUUGAGAUCCGGUUUGACGUCAAGUUUGAGAUCAGGUUUGACGUCAAGUUUGAGAUCCGGUUUGACGUCAAGUUUGAGGUCAGGUUUGACGUCAAGUUUGAGAUCCGGUUUGACGUCAAGUUUGAGAUCAGGUUUGACGUCAAGUUUGAGAUCCGGUUUGACGUCAAGUUUGAGAUCAGGUUUGACGUCAAGUUUGAGGUCAGGUUUGACGUCAAGUUUGAGAUCAGGUUUGACGUCAAGUUUGAGGUCAGGUUUGACGUCAAGUUUGAGAUCAGGUUUGACGUCAAGUUUGAGAUCAGGUUUGACGUCAAGUUUGAGGUCAGGUUUGACGUCAAGUUUGAGGUCAGGUUUGACGUCAAGUUUGAGAUCAGGUUUGACGUCAAGUUUGAGAUCAGGUUUGACGUCAAGUUUGAGAUCAGGUUUGACGUCAAGUUUGAGGUCAGGUUUGACGUCAAGUUUGAGGUCAGGUUUGACGUCAAGUUUGAGGUCAGGUUUGACGUCAAGUUUGAGAUCAGGUUUGACGUCAAGUUUGAGGUCAGGUUUGACGUCAAGUUUGAGAUCCGGUUUGACGUCAAGUUUGAGAUCAGGUUUGACGUCAAGUUUGAGAUCCGGUUUGACGUCAAGUUUGAGAUCAGGUUUGACGUCAAGUUUGAGAUCCGGUUUGACGUCAAGUUUGAGGUCAGGUUUGACGUCAAGUUUGAGAUCCGGUUUGACGUCAAGUUUGAGGUCAGGUUUGACGUCAAGUUUGAGAUCCGGUUUGACGUCAAGUUUGAGAUCAGGUUUGACGUCAAGUUUGAGAUCAGGUUUGACGUCAAGUUUGAGAUCAGGUUUGACGUCAAGUUUGAGAUCAGGUUUGACGUCAAGUUUGAGAUCAGGUUUGACGUCAAGUUUGAGAUCAGGUUUGACGUCAAGUUUGAGAUCAGGUUUGACGUCAAGUUUGAGGUCAGGUUUGACGUCAAGUUUGAGGUCAGGUUUGACGUCAAGUUUGAGAUCAGGUUUGACGUCAAGUUUGAGGUCAGGUUUGACGUCAAGUUUGAGGUCAGGUUUGACGUCAAGUUUGAGAUCAGGUUUGACGUCAAGUUUGAGAUCAGGUUUGACGUCAAGUUUGAGGUCAGGUUUGACGUCAAGUUUGAGGUCAGGUUUGACGUCAAGUUUGAGAUCAGGUUUGACGUCAAGUUUGAGAUCCGGUUUGACGUCAAGUUUGAGGUCAGGUUUGACGUCAAGUUUGAGAUCCGGUUUGACGUCAAGUUUGAGAUCAGGUUUGACGUCAAGUUUGAGAUCAGGUUUGACGUCAAGUUUGAGAUCAGGUUUGACGUCAAGUUUGAGAUCAGGUUUGACGUCAAGUUUGAGAUCAGGUUUGACGUCAAGUUUGAGAUCAGGUUUGACGUCAAGUUUGAGAUCAGGUUUGACGUCAAGUUUGAGAUCAGGUUUGACGUCAAGUUUGAGAUCAGGUUUGACGUCAAGUUUGAGAUCAGGUUUGACGUCAAGUUUGAGAUCAGGUUUGACGUCAAGUUUGAGAUCAGGUUUGACGUCAAGUUUGAGAUCAGGUUUGACGUCAAGUUUGAGAUCAGGUUUGACGUCAAGUUUGAGAUCAGGUUUGACGUCAAGUUUGAGGUCAGGUUUGACGUCAAGUUUGAGAUCAGGUUUGACGUCAAGUUUGAGAUCAGGUUUGACGUCAAGUUUGAGAUCAGGUUUGACGUCAAGUUUGAGAUCAGGUUUGACGUCAAGUUUGAGAUCAGGUUUGACGUCAAGUUUGAGAUCAGGUUUGACGUCAAGUUUGAGAUCAGGUUUGACGUCAAGUUUGAGAUCAGGUUUGACGUCAAGUUUGAGAUCAGGUUUGACGUCAAGUUUGAGAUCAGGUUUGACGUCAAGUUUGAGGUCAGGUUUGACGUCAAGUUUGAGAUCAGGUUUGACGUCAAGUUUGAGAUCAGGUUUGACGUCAAGUUUGAGAUCAGGUUUGACGUCAAGUUUGAGAUCAGGUUUGACGUCAAGUUUGAGAUCAGGUUUGACGUCAAGUUUGAGAUCAGGUUUGACGUCAAGUUUGAGAUCAGGUUUGACGUCAAGUUUGAGAUCAGGUUUGACGUCAAGUUUGAGAUCAGGUUUGACGUCAAGUUUGAGGUCAGGUUUGACGUCAAGUUUGAGAUCAGGUUUGACGUCAAGUUUGAGGUCAGGUUUGACGUCAAGUUUGAGAUCAGGUUUGACGUCAAGUUUGAGGUCAGGUUUGACGUCAAGUUUGAGAUCAGGUUUGACGUCAAGUUUGAGAUCAGGUUUGACGUCAAGUUUGAGAUCCGGUUUGACGUCAAGUUUGAGAUCAGGUUUGACGUCAAGUUUGAGAUCAGGUUUGACGUCAAGUUUGAGGUCAGGUUUGACGUCAAGUUUGAGAUCAGGUUUGACGUCAAGUUUGAGGUCAGGUUUGACGUCAAGUUUGAGAUCAGGUUUGACGUCAAGUUUGAGGUCAGGUUUGACGUCAAGUUUGAGAUCAGGUUUGACGUCAAGUUUGAGGUCAGGUUUGACGUCAAGUUUGAGAUCAGGUUUGACGUCAAGUUUGAGAUCAGGUUUGACGUCAAGUUUGAGAUCAGGUUUGACGUCAAGUUUGAGGUCAGGUUUGACGUCAAGUUUGAGAUCAGGUUUGACGUCAAGUUUGAGAUCAGGUUUGACGUCAAGUUUGAGGUCAGGUUUGACGUCAAGUUUGAGGUCAGGUUUGACGUCAAGUUUGAGAUCAGGUUUGACGUCAAGUUUGAGAUCAGGUUUGACGUCAAGUUUGAGGUCAGGUUUGACGUCAAGUUUGAGAUCAGGUUUGACGUCAAGUUUGAGAUCAGGUUUGACGUCAAGUUUGAGGUCAGGUUUGACGUCAAGUUUGAGGUCAGGUUUGACGUCAAGUUUGAGAUCAGGUUUGACGUCAAGUUUGAGAUCCGGUUUGACGUCAAGUUUGAGGUCAGGUUUGACGUCAAGUUUGAGAUCCGGUUUGACGUCAAGUUUGAGGUCAGGUUUGACGUCAAGUUUGAGAUCAGGUUUGACGUCAAGUUUGAGAUCAGGUUUGACGUCAAGUUUGAGAUCAGGUUUGACGUCAAGUUUGAGAUCAGGUUUGACGUCAAGUUUGAGAUCAGGUUUGACGUCAAGUUUGAGAUCAGGUUUGACGUCAAGUUUGAGAUCAGGUUUGACGUCAAGUUUGAGAUCCGGUUUGACGUCAAGUUUGAGAUCAGGUUUGACGUCAAGUUUGAGAUCCGGUUUGACGUCAAGUUUGAGGUCAGGUUUGACGUCAAGUUUGAGAUCAGGUUUGACGUCAAGUUUGAGAUCCGGUUUGACGUCAAGUUUGAGAUCAGGUUUGACGUCAAGUUUGAGAUCAGGUUUGACGUCAAGUUUGAGGUCAGGUUUGACGUCAAGUUUGAGAUCAGGUUUGACGUCAAGUUUGAGAUCCGGUUUGACGUCAAGUUUGAGAUCAGGUUUGACGUCAAGUUUGAGAUCAGGUUUGACGUCAAGUUUGAGAUCAGGUUUGACGUCAAGUUUGAGAUCCGGUUUGACGUCAAGUUUGAGGUCAGGUUUGACGUCAAGUUUGAGAUCCGGUUUGACGUCAAGUUUGAGGUCAGGUUUGACGUCAAGUUUGAGAUCAGGUUUGACGUCAAGUUUGAGAUCAGGUUUGACGUCAAGUUUGAGAUCAGGUUUGACGUCAAGUUUGAGAUCAGGUUUGACGUCAAGUUUGAGAUCAGGUUUGACGUCAAGUUUGAGGUCAGGUUUGACGUCAAGUUUGAGGUCAGGUUUGACGUCAAGUUUGAGAUCAGGUUUGACGUCAAGUUUGAGAUCAGGUUUGACGUCAAGUUUGAGGUCAGGUUUGACGUCAAGUUUGAGAUCAGGUUUGACGUCAAGUUUGAGGUCAGGUUUGACGUCAAGUUUGAGAUCAGGUUUGACGUCAAGUUUGAGAUCAGGUUUGACGUCAAGUUUGAGAUCCGGUUUGACGUCAAGUUUGAGAUCAGGUUUGACGUCAAGUUUGAGAUCCGGUUUGACGUCAAGUUUGAGGUCAGGUUUGACGUCAAGUUUGAGAUCCGGUUUGACGUCAAGUUUGAGGUCAGGUUUGACGUCAAGUUUGAGAUCCGGUUUGACGUCAAGUUUGAGGUCAGGUUUGACGUCAAGUUUGAGAUCCGGUUUGACGUCAAGUUUGAGGUCAGGUUUGACGUCAAGUUUGAGAUCCGGUUUGACGUCAAGUUUGAGAUCAGGUUUGACGUCAAGUUUGAGAUCAGGUUUGACGUCAAGUUUGAGGUCAGGUUUGACGUCAAGUUUGAGAUCAGGUUUGACGUCAAGUUUGAGGUCAGGUUUGACGUCAAGUUUGAGGUCAGGUUUGACGUCAAGUUUGAGGUCAGGUUUGACGUCAAGUUUGAGAUCAGGUUUGACGUCAAGUUUGAGGUCAGGUUUGACGUCAAGUUUGAGGUCAGGUUUGACGUCAAGUUUGAGAUCAGGUUUGACGUCAAGUUUGAGAUCAGGUUUGACGUCAAGUUUGAGGUCAGGUUUGACGUCAAGUUUGAGGUCAGGUUUGACGUCAAGUUUGAGGUCAGGUUUGACGUCAAGUUUGAGAUCAGGUUUGACGUCAAGUUUGAGGUCAGGUUUGACGUCAAGUUUGAGAUCAGGUUUGACGUCAAGUUUGAGAUCAGGUUUGACGUCAAGUUUGAGGUCAGGUUUGACGUCAAGUUUGAGAUCCGGUUUGACGUCAAGUUUGAGAUCAGGUUUGACGUCAAGUUUGAGAUCCGGUUUGACGUCAAGUUUGAGAUCAGGUUUGACGUCAAGUUUGAGAUCCGGUUUGACGUCAAGUUUGAGGUCAGGUUUGACGUCAAGUUUGAGAUCCGGUUUGACGUCAAGUUUGAGAUCCGGUUUGACGUCAAGUUUGAGAUCAGGUUUGACGUCAAGUUUGAGAUCAGGUUUGACGUCAAGUUUGAGAUCAGGUUUGACGUCAAGUUUGAGAUCCGGUUUGACGUCAAGUUUGAGAUCAGGUUUGACGUCAAGUUUGAGAUCAGGUUUGACGUCAAGUUUGAGGUCAGGUUUGACGUCAAGUUUGAGAUCAGGUUUGACGUCAAGUUUGAGAUCAGGUUUGACGUCAAGUUUGAGAUCAGGUUUGACGUCAAGUUUGAGAUCAGGUUUGACGUCAAGUUUGAGGUCAGGUUUGACGUCAAGUUUGAGAUCAGGUUUGACGUCAAGUUUGAGAUCAGGUUUGACGUCAAGUUUGAGAUCAGGUUUGACGUCAAGUUUGAGAUCAGGUUUGACGUCAAGUUUGAGGUCAGGUUUGACGUCAAGUUUGAGGUCAGGUUUGACGUCAAGUUUGAGAUCAGGUUUGACGUCAAGUUUGAGAUCAGGUUUGACGUCAAGUUUGAGGUCAGGUUUGACGUCAAGUUUGAGAUCAGGUUUGACGUCAAGUUUGAGGUCAGGUUUGACGUCAAGUUUGAGAUCAGGUUUGACGUCAAGUUUGAGAUCAGGUUUGACGUCAAGUUUGAGGUCAGGUUUGACGUCAAGUUUGAGAUCAGGUUUGACGUCAAGUUUGAGGUCAGGUUUGACGUCAAGUUUGAGAUCAGGUUUGACGUCAAGUUUGAGAUCAGGUUUGACGUCAAGUUUGAGAUCCGGUUUGACGUCAAGUUUGAGAUCAGGUUUGACGUCAAGUUUGAGAUCAGGUUUGACGUCAAGUUUGAGAUCAGGUUUGACGUCAAGUUUGAGAUCAGGUUUGACGUCAAGUUUGAGGUCAGGUUUGACGUCAAGUUUGAGAUCAGGUUUGACGUCAAGUUUGAGAUCAGGUUUGACGUCAAGUUUGAGAUCAGGUUUGACGUCAAGUUUGAGGUCAGGUUUGACGUCAAGUUUGAGAUCAGGUUUGACGUCAAGUUUGAGGUCAGGUUUGACGUCAAGUUUGAGGUCAGGUUUGACGUCAAGUUUGAGAUCAGGUUUGACGUCAAGUUUGAGAUCAGGUUUGACGUCAAGUUUGAGGUCAGGUUUGACGUCAAGUUUGAGGUCAGGUUUGACGUCAAGUUUGAGAUCAGGUUUGACGUCAAGUUUGAGAUCAGGUUUGACGUCAAGUUUGAGGUCAGGUUUGACGUCAAGUUUGAGAUCAGGUUUGACGUCAAGUUUGAGAUCAGGUUUGACGUCAAGUUUGAGGUCAGGUUUGACGUCAAGUUUGAGAUCAGGUUUGACGUCAAGUUUGAGAUCAGGUUUGACGUCAAGUUUGAGAUCCGGUUUGACGUCAAGUUUGAGAUCAGGUUUGACGUCAAGUUUGAGAUCAGGUUUGACGUCAAGUUUGAGGUCAGGUUUGACGUCAAGUUUGAGAUCAGGUUUGACGUCAAGUUUGAGAUCAGGUUUGACGUCAAGUUUGAGGUCAGGUUUGACGUCAAGUUUGAGAUCAGGUUUGACGUCAAGUUUGAGAUCAGGUUUGACGUCAAGUUUGAGAUCAGGUUUGACGUCAAGUUUGAGAUCAGGUUUGACGUCAAGUUUGAGAUCAGGUUUGACGUCAAGUUUGAGGUCAGGUUUGACGUCAAGUUUGAGGUCAGGUUUGACGUCAAGUUUGAGGUCAGGUUUGACGUCAAGUUUGAGAUCAGGUUUGACGUCAAGUUUGAGAUCAGGUUUGACGUCAAGUUUGAGAUCCGGUUUGACGUCAAGUUUGAGAUCAGGUUUGACGUCAAGUUUGAGAUCCGGUUUGACGUCAAGUUUGAGGUCAGGUUUGACGUCAAGUUUGAGAUCCGGUUUGACGUCAAGUUUGAGGUCAGGUUUGACGUCAAGUUUGAGAUCCGGUUUGACGUCAAGUUUGAGGUCAGGUUUGACGUCAAGUUUGAGAUCCGGUUUGACGUCAAGUUUGAGGUCAGGUUUGACGUCAAGUUUGAGAUCAGGUUUGACGUCAAGUUUGAGAUCAGGUUUGACGUCAAGUUUGAGAUCAGGUUUGACGUCAAGUUUGAGGUCAGGUUUGACGUCAAGUUUGAGAUCAGGUUUGACGUCAAGUUUGAGGUCAGGUUUGACGUCAAGUUUGAGGUCAGGUUUGACGUCAAGUUUGAGGUCAGGUUUGACGUCAAGUUUGAGAUCAGGUUUGACGUCAAGUUUGAGGUCAGGUUUGACGUCAAGUUUGAGGUCAGGUUUGACGUCAAGUUUGAGAUCAGGUUUGACGUCAAGUUUGAGAUCAGGUUUGACGUCAAGUUUGAGGUCAGGUUUGACGUCAAGUUUGAGAUCAGGUUUGACGUCAAGUUUGAGAUCAGGUUUGACGUCAAGUUUGAGGUCAGGUUUGACGUCAAGUUUGAGAUCAGGUUUGACGUCAAGUUUGAGGUCAGGUUUGACGUCAAGUUUGAGAUCAGGUUUGACGUCAAGUUUGAGAUCAGGUUUGACGUCAAGUUUGAGGUCAGGUUUGACGUCAAGUUUGAGAUCAGGUUUGACGUCAAGUUUGAGAUCAGGUUUGACGUCAAGUUUGAGAUCAGGUUUGACGUCAAGUUUGAGAUCAGGUUUGACGUCAAGUUUGAGGUCAGGUUUGACGUCAAGUUUGAGGUCAGGUUUGACGUCAAGUUUGAGAUCAGGUUUGACGUCAAGUUUGAGAUCAGGUUUGACGUCAAGUUUGAGGUCAGGUUUGACGUCAAGUUUGAGGUCAGGUUUGACGUCAAGUUUGAGGUCAGGUUUGACGUCAAGUUUGAGAUCAGGUUUGACGUCAAGUUUGAGGUCAGGUUUGACGUCAAGUUUGAGAUCAGGUUUGACGUCAAGUUUGAGAUCAGGUUUGACGUCAAGUUUGAGGUCAGGUUUGACGUCAAGUUUGAGAUCCGGUUUGACGUCAAGUUUGAGAUCAGGUUUGACGUCAAGUUUGAGAUCCGGUUUGACGUCAAGUUUGAGAUCAGGUUUGACGUCAAGUUUGAGAUCAGGUUUGACGUCAAGUUUGAGGUCAGGUUUGACGUCAAGUUUGAGAUCAGGUUUGACGUCAAGUUUGAGAUCAGGUUUGACGUCAAGUUUGAGAUCAGGUUUGACGUCAAGUUUGAGAUCAGGUUUGACGUCAAGUUUGAGAUCAGGUUUGACGUCAAGUUUGAGAUCAGGUUUGACGUCAAGUUUGAGAUCAGGUUUGACGUCAAGUUUGAGAUCAGGUUUGACGUCAAGUUUGAGGUCAGGUUUGACGUCAAGUUUGAGGUCAGGUUUGACGUCAAGUUUGAGGUCAGGUUUGACGUCAAGUUUGAGAUCAGGUUUGACGUCAAGUUUGAGAUCAGGUUUGACGUCAAGUUUGAGAUCCGGUUUGACGUCAAGUUUGAGAUCAGGUUUGACGUCAAGUUUGAGAUCAGGUUUGACGUCAAGUUUGAGGUCAGGUUUGACGUCAAGUUUGAGAUCCGGUUUGACGUCAAGUUUGAGGUCAGGUUUGACGUCAAGUUUGAGAUCCGGUUUGACGUCAAGUUUGAGGUCAGGUUUGACGUCAAGUUUGAGAUCCGGUUUGACGUCAAGUUUGAGGUCAGGUUUGACGUCAAGUUUGAGAUCCGGUUUGACGUCAAGUUUGAGAUCAGGUUUGACGUCAAGUUUGAGAUCAGGUUUGACGUCAAGUUUGAGGUCAGGUUUGACGUCAAGUUUGAGAUCAGGUUUGACGUCAAGUUUGAGAUCAGGUUUGACGUCAAGUUUGAGAUCAGGUUUGACGUCAAGUUUGAGGUCAGGUUUGACGUCAAGUUUGAGAUCAGGUUUGACGUCAAGUUUGAGGUCAGGUUUGACGUCAAGUUUGAGGUCAGGUUUGACGUCAAGUUUGAGAUCAGGUUUGACGUCAAGUUUGAGAUCAGGUUUGACGUCAAGUUUGAGGUCAGGUUUGACGUCAAGUUUGAGGUCAGGUUUGACGUCAAGUUUGAGAUCAGGUUUGACGUCAAGUUUGAGAUCAGGUUUGACGUCAAGUUUGAGGUCAGGUUUGACGUCAAGUUUGAGAUCAGGUUUGACGUCAAGUUUGAGAUCAGGUUUGACGUCAAGUUUGAGGUCAGGUUUGACGUCAAGUUUGAGAUCCGGUUUGACGUCAAGUUUGAGAUCAGGUUUGACGUCAAGUUUGAGAUCCGGUUUGACGUCAAGUUUGAGAUCAGGUUUGACGUCAAGUUUGAGAUCCGGUUUGACGUCAAGUUUGAGGUCAGGUUUGACGUCAAGUUUGAGAUCAGGUUUGACGUCAAGUUUGAGAUCAGGUUUGACGUCAAGUUUGAGGUCAGGUUUGACGUCAAGUUUGAGAUCAGGUUUGACGUCAAGUUUGAGAUCAGGUUUGACGUCAAGUUUGAGAUCAGGUUUGACGUCAAGUUUGAGAUCAGGUUUGACGUCAAGUUUGAGAUCAGGUUUGACGUCAAGUUUGAGGUCAGGUUUGACGUCAAGUUUGAGAUCAGGUUUGACGUCAAGUUUGAGAUCAGGUUUGACGUCAAGUUUGAGAUCAGGUUUGACGUCAAGUUUGAGAUCAGGUUUGACGUCAAGUUUGAGGUCAGGUUUGACGUCAAGUUUGAGAUCAGGUUUGACGUCAAGUUUGAGAUCAGGUUUGACGUCAAGUUUGAGAUCAGGUUUGACGUCAAGUUUGAGGUCAGGUUUGACGUCAAGUUUGAGGUCAGGUUUGACGUCAAGUUUGAGAUCGAUCGGUUUGACGUCAAGUUUGAGAUCAGGUUUGACGUCAAGUUUGAGAUCAGGUUUGACGUCAAGUUUGAGGUCAGGUUUGACGUCAAGUUUGAGAUCCGGUUUGACGUCAAGUUUGAGGUCAGGUUUGACGUCAAGUUUGAGAUCAGGUUUGACGUCAAGUUUGAGGUCAGGUUUGACGUCAAGUUUGAGAUCAGGUUUGACGUCAAGUUUGAGAUCAGGUUUGACGUCAAGUUUGAGAUCAGGUUUGACGUCAAGUUUGAGGUCAGGUUUGACGUCAAGUUUGAGGUCAGGUUUGACGUCAAGUUUGAGGUCAGGUUUGACGUCAAGUUUGAGAUCAGGUUUGACGUCAAGUUUGAGGUCAGGUUUGACGUCAAGUUUGAGAUCAGGUUUGACGUCAAGUUUGAGAUCAGGUUUGACGUCAAGUUUGAGAUCAGGUUUGACGUCAAGUUUGAGAUCAGGUUUGACGUCAAGUUUGAGAUCAGGUUUGACGUCAAGUUUGAGAUCAGGUUUGACGUCAAGUUUGAGGUCAGGUUUGACGUCAAGUUUGAGAUCAGGUUUGACGUCAAGUUUGAGAUCAGGUUUGACGUCAAGUUUGAGGUCAGGUUUGACGUCAAGUUUGAGAUCCGGUUUGACGUCAAGUUUGAGAUCAGGUUUGACGUCAAGUUUGAGAUCAGGUUUGACGUCAAGUUUGAGAUCAGGUUUGACGUCAAGUUUGAGAUCCGGUUUGACGUCAAGUUUGAGGUCAGGUUUGACGUCAAGUUUGAGAUCAGGUUUGACGUCAAGUUUGAGAUCAGGUUUGACGUCAAGUUUGAGAUCCGGUUUGACGUCAAGUUUGAGAUCAGGUUUGACGUCAAGUUUGAGGUCAGGUUUGACGUCAAGUUUGAGAUCCGGUUUGACGUCAAGUUUGAGAUCAGGUUUGACGUCAAGUUUGAGAUCAGGUUUGACGUCAAGUUUGAGGUCAGGUUUGACGUCAAGUUUGAGAUCAGGUUUGACGUCAAGUUUGAGAUCCGGUUUGACGUCAAGUUUGAGAUCAGGUUUGACGUCAAGUUUGAGGUCAGGUUUGACGUCAAGUUUGAGAUCCGGUUUGACGUCAAGUUUGAGAUCAGGUUUGACGUCAAGUUUGAGAUCAGGUUUGACGUCAAGUUUGAGGUCAGGUUUGACGUCAAGUUUGAGAUCAGGUUUGACGUCAAGUUUGAGAUCAGGUUUGACGUCAAGUUUGAGAUCAGGUUUGACGUCAAGUUUGAGGUCAGGUUUGACGUCAAGUUUGAGAUCAGGUUUGACGUCAAGUUUGAGGUCAGGUUUGACGUCAAGUUUGAGAUCAGGUUUGACGUCAAGUUUGAGGUCAGGUUUGACGUCAAGUUUGAGAUCAGGUUUGACGUCAAGUUUGAGAUCAGGUUUGACGUCAAGUUUGAGAUCAGGUUUGACGUCAAGUUUGAGGUCAGGUUUGACGUCAAGUUUGAGGUCAGGUUUGACGUCAAGUUUGAGGUCAGGUUUGACGUCAAGUUUGAGAUCCGGUUUGACGUCAAGUUUGAGGUCAGGUUUGACGUCAAGUUUGAGAUCAGGUUUGACGUCAAGUUUGAGAUCAGGUUUGACGUCAAGUUUGAGGUCAGGUUUGACGUCAAGUUUGAGAUCAGGUUUGACGUCAAGUUUGAGGUCAGGUUUGACGUCAAGUUUGAGAUCAGGUUUGACGUCAAGUUUGAGAUCAGGUUUGACGUCAAGUUUGAGAUCAGGUUUGACGUCAAGUUUGAGAUCAGGUUUGACGUCAAGUUUGAGAUCAGGUUUGACGUCAAGUUUGAGAUCAGGUUUGACGUCAAGUUUGAGAUCAGGUUUGACGUCAAGUUUGAGGUCAGGUUUGACGUCAAGUUUGAGAUCAGGUUUGACGUCAAGUUUGAGAUCAGGUUUGACGUCAAGUUUGAGGUCAGGUUUGACGUCAAGUUUGAGGUCAGGUUUGACGUCAAGUUUGAGAUCAGGUUUGACGUCAAGUUUGAGGUCAGGUUUGACGUCAAGUUUGAGGUCAGGUUUGACGUCAAGUUUGAGAUCAGGUUUGACGUCAAGUUUGAGAUCAGGUUUGACGUCAAGUUUGAGGUCAGGUUUGACGUCAAGUUUGAGGUCAGGUUUGACGUCAAGUUUGAGAUCAGGUUUGACGUCAAGUUUGAGAUCAGGUUUGACGUCAAGUUUGAGGUCAGGUUUGACGUCAAGUUUGAGAUCAGGUUUGACGUCAAGUUUGAGAUCAGGUUUGACGUCAAGUUUGAGGUCAGGUUUGACGUCAAGUUUGAGAUCCGGUUUGACGUCAAGUUUGAGAUCAGGUUUGACGUCAAGUUUGAGAUCCGGUUUGACGUCAAGUUUGAGAUCCGGUUUGACGUCAAGUUUGAGAUCAGGUUUGACGUCAAGUUUGAGAUCCGGUUUGACGUCAAGUUUGAGGUCAGGUUUGACGUCAAGUUUGAGAUCAGGUUUGACGUCAAGUUUGAGAUCAGGUUUGACGUCAAGUUUGAGAUCCGGUUUGACGUCAAGUUUGAGAUCAGGUUUGACGUCAAGUUUGAGGUCAGGUUUGACGUCAAGUUUGAGAUCAGGUUUGACGUCAAGUUUGAGAUCAGGUUUGACGUCAAGUUUGAGAUCAGGUUUGACGUCAAGUUUGAGAUCAGGUUUGACGUCAAGUUUGAGGUCAGGUUUGACGUCAAGUUUGAGAUCAGGUUUGACGUCAAGUUUGAGAUCAGGUUUGACGUCAAGUUUGAGAUCAGGUUUGACGUCAAGUUUGAGAUCAGGUUUGACGUCAAGUUUGAGAUCAGGUUUGACGUCAAGUUUGAGGUCAGGUUUGACGUCAAGUUUGAGAUCAGGUUUGACGUCAAGUUUGAGAUCAGGUUUGACGUCAAGUUUGAGAUCAGGUUUGACGUCAAGUUUGAGGUCAGGUUUGACGUCAAGUUUGAGGUCAGGUUUGACGUCAAGUUUGAGAUCAGGUUUGACGUCAAGUUUGAGAUCAGGUUUGACGUCAAGUUUGAGGUCAGGUUUGACGUCAAGUUUGAGAUCAGGUUUGACGUCAAGUUUGAGGUCAGGUUUGACGUCAAGUUUGAGGUCAGGUUUGACGUCAAGUUUGAGGUCAGGUUUGACGUCAAGUUUGAGAUCAGGUUUGACGUCAAGUUUGAGAUCAGGUUUGACGUCAAGUUUGAGAUCAGGUUUGACGUCAAGUUUGAGAUCAGGUUUGACGUCAAGUUUGAGAUCAGGUUUGACGUCAAGUUUGAGGUCAGGUUUGACGUCAAGUUUGAGAUCCGGUUUGACGUCAAGUUUGAGGUCAGGUUUGACGUCAAGUUUGAGAUCCGGUUUGACGUCAAGUUUGAGGUCAGGUUUGACGUCAAGUUUGAGAUCCGGUUUGACGUCAAGUUUGAGGUCAGGUUUGACGUCAAGUUUGAGAUCCGGUUUGACGUCAAGUUUGAGAUCAGGUUUGACGUCAAGUUUGAGAUCAGGUUUGACGUCAAGUUUGAGGUCAGGUUUGACGUCAAGUUUGAGAUCAGGUUUGACGUCAAGUUUGAGAUCAGGUUUGACGUCAAGUUUGAGGUCAGGUUUGACGUCAAGUUUGAGGUCAGGUUUGACGUCAAGUUUGAGAUCAGGUUUGACGUCAAGUUUGAGGUCAGGUUUGACGUCAAGUUUGAGGUCAGGUUUGACGUCAAGUUUGAGAUCAGGUUUGACGUCAAGUUUGAGAUCAGGUUUGACGUCAAGUUUGAGGUCAGGUUUGACGUCAAGUUUGAGGUCAGGUUUGACGUCAAGUUUGAGGUCAGGUUUGACGUCAAGUUUGAGAUCCGGUUUGACGUCAAGUUUGAGGUCAGGUUUGACGUCAAGUUUGAGAUCAGGUUUGACGUCAAGUUUGAGAUCAGGUUUGACGUCAAGUUUGAGGUCAGGUUUGACGUCAAGUUUGAGAUCCGGUUUGACGUCAAGUUUGAGAUCAGGUUUGACGUCAAGUUUGAGAUCCGGUUUGACGUCAAGUUUGAGAUCAGGUUUGACGUCAAGUUUGAGAUCCGGUUUGACGUCAAGUUUGAGAUCAGGUUUGACGUCAAGUUUGAGAUCCGGUUUGACGUCAAGUUUGAGGUCAGGUUUGACGUCAAGUUUGAGAUCCGGUUUGACGUCAAGUUUGAGAUCAGGUUUGACGUCAAGUUUGAGAUCAGGUUUGACGUCAAGUUUGAGAUCAGGUUUGACGUCAAGUUUGAGGUCAGGUUUGACGUCAAGUUUGAGAUCAGGUUUGACGUCAAGUUUGAGAUCAGGUUUGACGUCAAGUUUGAGAUCAGGUUUGACGUCAAGUUUGAGGUCAGGUUUGACGUCAAGUUUGAGGUCAGGUUUGACGUCAAGUUUGAGAUCAGGUUUGACGUCAAGUUUGAGAUCGGUUUGACGUCAAGUUUGAGGUUUGACGUCAAGUUUGAGAUCAGGUUUGACGUCAAGUUUGAGGUCAGGUUUGACGUCAAGUUUGAGGUCAGGUUUGACGUCAAGUUUGAGAUCCGGUUUGACGUCAAGUUUGAGAUCAGGUUUGACGUCAAGUUUGAGAUCAGGUUUGACGUCAAGUUUGAGGUCAGGUUUGACGUCAAGUUUGAGGUCAGGUUUGACGUCAAGUUUGAGAUCAGGUUUGACGUCAAGUUUGAGGUCAGGUUUGACGUCAAGUUUGAGAUCAGGUUUGACGUCAAGUUUGAGGUCAGGUUUGACGUCAAGUUUGAGAUCAGGUUUGACGUCAAGUUUGAGAUCAGGUUUGACGUCAAGUUUGAGAUCAGGUUUGACGUCAAGUUUGAGGUCAGGUUUGACGUCAAGUUUGAGAUCAGGUUUGACGUCAAGUUUGAGAUCAGGUUUGACGUCAAGUUUGAGAUCAGGUUUGACGUCAAGUUUGAGAUCAGGUUUGACGUCAAGUUUGAGAUCCGGUUUGACGUCAAGUUUGAGGUCAGGUUUGACGUCAAGUUUGAGAUCAGGUUUGACGUCAAGUUUGAGGUCAGGUUUGACGUCAAGUUUGAGGUCAGGUUUGACGUCAAGUUUGAGGUCAGGUUUGACGUCAAGUUUGAGAUCAGGUUUGACGUCAAGUUUGAGGUCAGGUUUGACGUCAAGUUUGAGAUCAGGUUUGACGUCAAGUUUGAGAUCAGGUUUGACGUCAAGUUUGAGGUCAGGUUUGACGUCAAGUUUGAGAUCAGGUUUGACGUCAAGUUUGAGAUCAGGUUUGACGUCAAGUUUGAGAUCAGGUUUGACGUCAAGUUUGAGGUCAGGUUUGACGUCAAGUUUGAGGUCAGGUUUGACGUCAAGUUUGAGAUCAGGUUUGACGUCAAGUUUGAGAUCAGGUUUGACGUCAAGUUUGAGGUCAGGUUUGACGUCAAGUUUGAGAUCAGGUUUGACGUCAAGUUUGAGAUCAGGUUUGACGUCAAGUUUGAGGUCAGGUUUGACGUCAAGUUUGAGGUCAGGUUUGACGUCAAGUUUGAGAUCAGGUUUGACGUCAAGUUUGAGGUCAGGUUUGACGUCAAGUUUGAGAUCAGGUUUGACGUCAAGUUUGAGAUCAGGUUUGACGUCAAGUUUGAGGUCAGGUUUGACGUCAAGUUUGAGAUCAGGUUUGACGUCAAGUUUGAGAUCAGGUUUGACGUCAAGUUUGAGAUCAGGUUUGACGUCAAGUUUGAGGUCAGGUUUGACGUCAAGUUUGAGAUCAGGUUUGACGUCAAGUUUGAGAUCAGGUUUGACGUCAAGUUUGAGAUCAGGUUUGACGUCAAGUUUGAGAUCAGGUUUGACGUCAAGUUUGAGGUCAGGUUUGACGUCAAGUUUGAGAUCCGGUUUGACGUCAAGUUUGAGGUCAGGUUUGACGUCAAGUUUGAGAUCAGGUUUGACGUCAAGUUUGAGGUCAGGUUUGACGUCAAGUUUGAGAUCAGGUUUGACGUCAAGUUUGAGAUCAGGUUUGACGUCAAGUUUGAGAUCAGGUUUGACGUCAAGUUUGAGGUCAGGUUUGACGUCAAGUUUGAGAUCAGGUUUGACGUCAAGUUUGAGAUCAGGUUUGACGUCAAGUUUGAGAUCAGGUUUGACGUCAAGUUUGAGAUCAGGUUUGACGUCAAGUUUGAGAUCAGGUUUGACGUCAAGUUUGAGGUCAGGUUUGACGUCAAGUUUGAGAUCAGGUUUGACGUCAAGUUUGAGGUCAGGUUUGACGUCAAGUUUGAGGUCAGGUUUGACGUCAAGUUUGAGGUCAGGUUUGACGUCAAGUUUGAGAUCAGGUUUGACGUCAAGUUUGAGGUCAGGUUUGACGUCAAGUUUGAGAUCAGGUUUGACGUCAAGUUUGAGAUCAGGUUUGACGUCAAGUUUGAGGUCAGGUUUGACGUCAAGUUUGAGAUCCGGUUUGACGUCAAGUUUGAGAUCAGGUUUGACGUCAAGUUUGAGAUCCGGUUUGACGUCAAGUUUGAGGUCAGGUUUGACGUCAAGUUUGAGAUCCGGUUUGACGUCAAGUUUGAGAUCAGGUUUGACGUCAAGUUUGAGAUCCGGUUUGACGUCAAGUUUGAGAUCAGGUUUGACGUCAAGUUUGAGAUCCGGUUUGACGUCAAGUUUGAGGUCAGGUUUGACGUCAAGUUUGAGAUCAGGUUUGACGUCAAGUUUGAGAUCAGGUUUGACGUCAAGUUUGAGAUCCGGUUUGACGUCAAGUUUGAGAUCAGGUUUGACGUCAAGUUUGAGGUCAGGUUUGACGUCAAGUUUGAGAUCAGGUUUGACGUCAAGUUUGAGAUCAGGUUUGACGUCAAGUUUGAGAUCAGGUUUGACGUCAAGUUUGAGGUCAGGUUUGACGUCAAGUUUGAGGUCAGGUUUGACGUCAAGUUUGAGAUCCGGUUUGACGUCAAGUUUGAGGUCAGGUUUGACGUCAAGUUUGAGGUCAGGUUUGACGUCAAGUUUGAGGUCAGGUUUGACGUCAAGUUUGAGGUCAGGUUUGACGUCAAGUUUGAGAUCCGGUUUGACGUCAAGUUUGAGAUCAGGUUUGACGUCAAGUUUGAGAUCAGGUUUGACGUCAAGUUUGAGGUCAGGUUUGACGUCAAGUUUGAGAUCAGGUUUGACGUCAAGUUUGAGAUCAGGUUUGACGUCAAGUUUGAGGUCAGGUUUGACGUCAAGUUUGAGGUCAGGUUUGACGUCAAGUUUGAGAUCAGGUUUGACGUCAAGUUUGAGGUCAGGUUUGACGUCAAGUUUGAGGUCAGGUUUGACGUCAAGUUUGAGAUCAGGUUUGACGUCAAGUUUGAGAUCAGGUUUGACGUCAAGUUUGAGAUCAGGUUUGACGUCAAGUUUGAGGUCAGGUUUGACGUCAAGUUUGAGAUCAGGUUUGACGUCAAGUUUGAGAUCCGGUUUGACGUCAAGUUUGAGGUCAGGUUUGACGUCAAGUUUGAGAUCAGGUUUGACGUCAAGUUUGAGAUCAGGUUUGACGUCAAGUUUGAGGUCAGGUUUGACGUCAAGUUUGAGAUCCGGUUUGACGUCAAGUUUGAGAUCAGGUUUGACGUCAAGUUUGAGAUCCGGUUUGACGUCAAGUUUGAGAUCAGGUUUGACGUCAAGUUUGAGAUCCGGUUUGACGUCAAGUUUGAGAUCAGGUUUGACGUCAAGUUUGAGAUCCGGUUUGACGUCAAGUUUGAGGUCAGGUUUGACGUCAAGUUUGAGAUCAGGUUUGACGUCAAGUUUGAGAUCAGGUUUGACGUCAAGUUUGAGAUCAGGUUUGACGUCAAGUUUGAGAUCAGGUUUGACGUCAAGUUUGAGGUCAGGUUUGACGUCAAGUUUGAGAUCAGGUUUGACGUCAAGUUUGAGAUCAGGUUUGACGUCAAGUUUGAGAUCAGGUUUGACGUCAAGUUUGAGGUCAGGUUUGACGUCAAGUUUGAGGUCAGGUUUGACGUCAAGUUUGAGAUCCGGUUUGACGUCAAGUUUGAGGUCAGGUUUGACGUCAAGUUUGAGGUCAGGUUUGACGUCAAGUUUGAGAUCAGGUUUGACGUCAAGUUUGAGGUCAGGUUUGACGUCAAGUUUGAGGUCAGGUUUGACGUCAAGUUUGAGAUCCGGUUUGACGUCAAGUUUGAGAUCAGGUUUGACGUCAAGUUUGAGAUCAGGUUUGACGUCAAGUUUGAGGUCAGGUUUGACGUCAAGUUUGAGGUCAGGUUUGACGUCAAGUUUGAGAUCCGGUUUGACGUCAAGUUUGAGGUCAGGUUUGACGUCAAGUUUGAGAUCAGGUUUGACGUCAAGUUUGAGGUCAGGUUUGACGUCAAGUUUGAGAUCAGGUUUGACGUCAAGUUUGAGAUCAGGUUUGACGUCAAGUUUGAGGUCAGGUUUGACGUCAAGUUUGAGGUCAGGUUUGACGUCAAGUUUGAGAUCAGGUUUGACGUCAAGUUUGAGAUCAGGUUUGACGUCAAGUUUGAGAUCCGGUUUGACGUCAAGUUUGAGAUCAGGUUUGACGUCAAGUUUGAGAUCAGGUUUGACGUCAAGUUUGAGGUCAGGUUUGACGUCAAGUUUGAGAUCAGGUUUGACGUCAAGUUUGAGGUCAGGUUUGACGUCAAGUUUGAGGUCAGGUUUGACGUCAAGUUUGAGAUCAGGUUUGACGUCAAGUUUGAGAUCAGGUUUGACGUCAAGUUUGAGGUCAGGUUUGACGUCAAGUUUGAGAUCAGGUUUGACGUCAAGUUUGAGAUCAGGUUUGACGUCAAGUUUGAGGUCAGGUUUGACGUCAAGUUUGAGAUCCGGUUUGACGUCAAGUUUGAGAUCAGGUUUGACGUCAAGUUUGAGAUCCGGUUUGACGUCAAGUUUGAGGUCAGGUUUGACGUCAAGUUUGAGAUCCGGUUUGACGUCAAGUUUGAGAUCAGGUUUGACGUCAAGUUUGAGAUCCGGUUUGACGUCAAGUUUGAGAUCAGGUUUGACGUCAAGUUUGAGAUCCGGUUUGACGUCAAGUUUGAGGUCAGGUUUGACGUCAAGUUUGAGAUCCGGUUUGACGUCAAGUUUGAGAUCAGGUUUGACGUCAAGUUUGAGAUCAGGUUUGACGUCAAGUUUGAGAUCAGGUUUGACGUCAAGUUUGAGGUCAGGUUUGACGUCAAGUUUGAGAUCAGGUUUGACGUCAAGUUUGAGAUCAGGUUUGACGUCAAGUUUGAGAUCAGGUUUGACGUCAAGUUUGAGGUCAGGUUUGACGUCAAGUUUGAGGUCAGGUUUGACGUCAAGUUUGAGAUCAGGUUUGACGUCAAGUUUGAGAUCAGGUUUGACGUCAAGUUUGAGGUCAGGUUUGACGUCAAGUUUGAGAUCAGGUUUGACGUCAAGUUUGAGGUCAGGUUUGACGUCAAGUUUGAGGUCAGGUUUGACGUCAAGUUUGAGGUCAGGUUUGACGUCAAGUUUGAGGUCAGGUUUGACGUCAAGUUUGAGAUCAGGUUUGACGUCAAGUUUGAGAUCAGGUUUGACGUCAAGUUUGAGAUCAGGUUUGACGUCAAGUUUGAGAUCAGGUUUGACGUCAAGUUUGAGGUCAGGUUUGACGUCAAGUUUGAGAUCCGGUUUGACGUCAAGUUUGAGGUCAGGUUUGACGUCAAGUUUGAGAUCCGGUUUGACGUCAAGUUUGAGGUCAGGUUUGACGUCAAGUUUGAGAUCCGGUUUGACGUCAAGUUUGAGGUCAGGUUUGACGUCAAGUUUGAGAUCCGGUUUGACGUCAAGUUUGAGAUCAGGUUUGACGUCAAGUUUGAGAUCAGGUUUGACGUCAAGUUUGAGGUCAGGUUUGACGUCAAGUUUGAGAUCAGGUUUGACGUCAAGUUUGAGAUCAGGUUUGACGUCAAGUUUGAGGUCAGGUUUGACGUCAAGUUUGAGAUCAGGUUUGACGUCAAGUUUGAGAUCAGGUUUGACGUCAAGUUUGAGGUCAGGUUUGACGUCAAGUUUGAGAUCAGGUUUGACGUCAAGUUUGAGAUCAGGUUUGACGUCAAGUUUGAGAUCAGGUUUGACGUCAAGUUUGAGAUCAGGUUUGACGUCAAGUUUGAGAUCAGGUUUGACGUCAAGUUUGAGAUCAGGUUUGACGUCAAGUUUGAGAUCAGGUUUGACGUCAAGUUUGAGGUCAGGUUUGACGUCAAGUUUGAGAUCAGGUUUGACGUCAAGUUUGAGGUCAGGUUUGACGUCAAGUUUGAGAUCAGGUUUGACGUCAAGUUUGAGAUCAGGUUUGACGUCAAGUUUGAGGUCAGGUUUGACGUCAAGUUUGAGAUCAGGUUUGACGUCAAGUUUGAGAUCAGGUUUGACGUCAAGUUUGAGAUCCGGUUUGACGUCAAGUUUGAGAUCAGGUUUGACGUCAAGUUUGAGAUCAGGUUUGACGUCAAGUUUGAGAUCAGGUUUGACGUCAAGUUUGAGAUCAGGUUUGACGUCAAGUUUGAGGUCAGGUUUGACGUCAAGUUUGAGAUCAGGUUUGACGUCAAGUUUGAGAUCAGGUUUGACGUCAAGUUUGAGAUCAGGUUUGACGUCAAGUUUGAGAUCAGGUUUGACGUCAAGUUUGAGGUCAGGUUUGACGUCAAGUUUGAGAUCCGGUUUGACGUCAAGUUUGAGAUCAGGUUUGACGUCAAGUUUGAGAUCAGGUUUGACGUCAAGUUUGAGGUCAGGUUUGACGUCAAGUUUGAGAUCAGGUUUGACGUCAAGUUUGAGGUCAGGUUUGACGUCAAGUUUGAGAUCCGGUUUGACGUCAAGUUUGAGGUCAGGUUUGACGUCAAGUUUGAGAUCCGGUUUGACGUCAAGUUUGAGGUCAGGUUUGACGUCAAGUUUGAGAUCCGGUUUGACGUCAAGUUUGAGAUCAGGUUUGACGUCAAGUUUGAGAUCAGGUUUGACGUCAAGUUUGAGGUCAGGUUUGACGUCAAGUUUGAGAUCAGGUUUGACGUCAAGUUUGAGAUCAGGUUUGACGUCAAGUUUGAGAUCAGGUUUGACGUCAAGUUUGAGAUCAGGUUUGACGUCAAGUUUGAGAUCAGGUUUGACGUCAAGUUUGAGAUCAGGUUUGACGUCAAGUUUGAGGUCAGGUUUGACGUCAAGUUUGAGGUCAGGUUUGACGUCAAGUUUGAGAUCAGGUUUGACGUCAAGUUUGAGAUCAGGUUUGACGUCAAGUUUGAGAUCAGGUUUGACGUCAAGUUUGAGAUCAGGUUUGACGUCAAGUUUGAGAUCAGGUUUGACGUCAAGUUUGAGGUCAGGUUUGACGUCAAGUUUGAGAUCAGGUUUGACGUCAAGUUUGAGGUCAGGUUUGACGUCAAGUUUGAGAUCAGGUUUGACGUCAAGUUUGAGAUCAGGUUUGACGUCAAGUUUGAGGUCAGGUUUGACGUCAAGUUUGAGAUCCGGUUUGACGUCAAGUUUGAGAUCAGGUUUGACGUCAAGUUUGAGAUCAGGUUUGACGUCAAGUUUGAGAUCAGGUUUGACGUCAAGUUUGAGAUCCGGUUUGACGUCAAGUUUGAGAUCAGGUUUGACGUCAAGUUUGAGAUCCGGUUUGACGUCAAGUUUGAGGUCAGGUUUGACGUCAAGUUUGAGAUCAGGUUUGACGUCAAGUUUGAGAUCAGGUUUGACGUCAAGUUUGAGAUCAGGUUUGACGUCAAGUUUGAGAUCAGGUUUGACGUCAAGUUUGAGGUCAGGUUUGACGUCAAGUUUGAGAUCAGGUUUGACGUCAAGUUUGAGAUCAGGUUUGACGUCAAGUUUGAGAUCAGGUUUGACGUCAAGUUUGAGGUCAGGUUUGACGUCAAGUUUGAGGUCAGGUUUGACGUCAAGUUUGAGAUCAGGUUUGACGUCAAGUUUGAGAUCAGGUUUGACGUCAAGUUUGAGGUCAGGUUUGACGUCAAGUUUGAGAUCCGGUUUGACGUCAAGUUUGAGAUCAGGUUUGACGUCAAGUUUGAGGUCAGGUUUGACGUCAAGUUUGAGAUCAGGUUUGACGUCAAGUUUGAGGUCAGGUUUGACGUCAAGUUUGAGGUCAGGUUUGACGUCAAGUUUGAGGUCAGGUUUGACGUCAAGUUUGAGAUCAGGUUUGACGUCAAGUUUGAGAUCAGGUUUGACGUCAAGUUUGAGAUCAGGUUUGACGUCAAGUUUGAGGUCAGGUUUGACGUCAAGUUUGAGGUCAGGUUUGACGUCAAGUUUGAGAUCCGGUUUGACGUCAAGUUUGAGGUCAGGUUUGACGUCAAGUUUGAGAUCAGGUUUGACGUCAAGUUUGAGAUCAGGUUUGACGUCAAGUUUGAGAUCAGGUUUGACGUCAAGUUUGAGAUCAGGUUUGACGUCAAGUUUGAGAUCAGGUUUGACGUCAAGUUUGAGGUCAGGUUUGACGUCAAGUUUGAGAUCAGGUUUGACGUCAAGUUUGAGAUCAGGUUUGACGUCAAGUUUGAGAUCCGGUUUGACGUCAAGUUUGAGAUCAGGUUUGACGUCAAGUUUGAGAUCAGGUUUGACGUCAAGUUUGAGGUCAGGUUUGACGUCAAGUUUGAGAUCAGGUUUGACGUCAAGUUUGAGGUCAGGUUUGACGUCAAGUUUGAGAUCAGGUUUGACGUCAAGUUUGAGGUCAGGUUUGACGUCAAGUUUGAGAUCCGGUUUGACGUCAAGUUUGAGGUCAGGUUUGACGUCAAGUUUGAGAUCAGGUUUGACGUCAAGUUUGAGAUCAGGUUUGACGUCAAGUUUGAGGUCAGGUUUGACGUCAAGUUUGAGAUCAGGUUUGACGUCAAGUUUGAGAUCAGGUUUGACGUCAAGUUUGAGAUCCGGUUUGACGUCAAGUUUGAGGUCAGGUUUGACGUCAAGUUUGAGAUCCGGUUUGACGUCAAGUUUGAGAUCAGGUUUGACGUCAAGUUUGAGAUCCGGUUUGACGUCAAGUUUGAGGUCAGGUUUGACGUCAAGUUUGAGAUCCGGUUUGACGUCAAGUUUGAGAUCAGGUUUGACGUCAAGUUUGAGAUCAGGUUUGACGUCAAGUUUGAGAUCAGGUUUGACGUCAAGUUUGAGGUCAGGUUUGACGUCAAGUUUGAGAUCAGGUUUGACGUCAAGUUUGAGAUCAGGUUUGACGUCAAGUUUGAGAUCAGGUUUGACGUCAAGUUUGAGGUCAGGUUUGACGUCAAGUUUGAGGUCAGGUUUGACGUCAAGUUUGAGAUUCGGUUUGACGUCAAGUUUGAGAUCCGGUUUGACGUCAAGUUUGAGGUCAGGUUUGACGUCAAGUUUGAGAUCCGGUUUGACGUCAAGUUUGAGGUCAGGUUUGACGUCAAGUUUGAGGUCAGGUUUGACGUCAAGUUUGAGGUCAGGUUUGACGUCAAGUUUGAGGUCAGGUUUGACGUCAAGUUUGAGAUCCGGUUUGACGUCAAGUUUGAGGUCAGGUUUGACGUCAAGUUUGAGAUCCGGUUUGACGUCAAGUUUGAGAUCAGGUUUGACGUCAAGUUUGAGAUCAGGUUUGACGUCAAGUUUGAGGUCAGGUUUGACGUCAAGUUUGAGAUCAGGUUUGACGUCAAGUUUGAGGUCAGGUUUGACGUCAAGUUUGAGGUCAGGUUUGACGUCAAGUUUGAGAUCAGGUUUGACGUCAAGUUUGAGGUCAGGUUUGACGUCAAGUUUGAGGUCAGGUUUGACGUCAAGUUUGAGAUCAGGUUUGACGUCAAGUUUGAGAUCAGGUUUGACGUCAAGUUUGAGGUCAGGUUUGACGUCAAGUUUGAGGUCAGGUUUGACGUCAAGUUUGAGGUCAGGUUUGACGUCAAGUUUGAGAUCCGGUUUGACGUCAAGUUUGAGGUCAGGUUUGACGUCAAGUUUGAGAUCAGGUUUGACGUCAAGUUUGAGGUCAGGUUUGACGUCAAGUUUGAGAUCAGGUUUGACGUCAAGUUUGAGAUCAGGUUUGACGUCAAGUUUGAGGUCAGGUUUGACGUCAAGUUUGAGGUCAGGUUUGACGUCAAGUUUGAGAUCAGGUUUGACGUCAAGUUUGAGAUCAGGUUUGACGUCAAGUUUGAGAUCAGGUUUGACGUCAAGUUUGAGAUCAGGUUUGACGUCAAGUUUGAGGUCAGGUUUGACGUCAAGUUUGAGAUCAGGUUUGACGUCAAGUUUGAGAUCAGGUUUGACGUCAAGUUUGAGAUCAGGUUUGACGUCAAGUUUGAGGUCAGGUUUGACGUCAAGUUUGAGAUCCGGUUUGACGUCAAGUUUGAGAUCAGGUUUGACGUCAAGUUUGAGAUCCGGUUUGACGUCAAGUUUGAGAUCAGGUUUGACGUCAAGUUUGAGAUCCGGUUUGACGUCAAGUUUGAGAUCAGGUUUGACGUCAAGUUUGAGAUCCGGUUUGACGUCAAGUUUGAGGUCAGGUUUGACGUCAAGUUUGAGAUCCGGUUUGACGUCAAGUUUGAGAUCAGGUUUGACGUCAAGUUUGAGAUCAGGUUUGACGUCAAGUUUGAGAUCAGGUUUGACGUCAAGUUUGAGGUCAGGUUUGACGUCAAGUUUGAGAUCCGGUUUGACGUCAAGUUUGAGAUCAGGUUUGACGUCAAGUUUGAGAUCAGGUUUGACGUCAAGUUUGAGGUCAGGUUUGACGUCAAGUUUGAGGUCAGGUUUGACGUCAAGUUUGAGAUCAGGUUUGACGUCAAGUUUGAGAUCAGGUUUGACGUCAAGUUUGAGAUCCGGUUUGACGUCAAGUUUGAGAUCAGGUUUGACGUCAAGUUUGAGAUCCGGUUUGACGUCAAGUUUGAGGUCAGGUUUGACGUCAAGUUUGAGAUCAGGUUUGACGUCAAGUUUGAGGUCAGGUUUGACGUCAAGUUUGAGGUCAGGCUUGACGUCAAGUUUGAGGUCAGGUUUGACGUCAAGUUUGAGAUCCGGUUUGACGUCAAGUUUGAGGUCAGGUUUGACGUCAAGUUUGAGAUCCGGUUUGACGUUAAGUUUGAGAUCCGGUUUGACGUCAAGUUUGAGGUCAGGUUUGACGUCAAGUUUGAGAUCCGGUUUUACGUCAAGUUUGAGAUCAGGUUUGACGUCAAGUUUGAGAUCCGGUUUGACGUCAAGUUUGAGGUCAGGUUUGACGUCAAGUUUGAGAUCCGGUUUGACGUCAAGUUUGAGAUCAGGUUUGACGUCAAGUUUGAGAUCCGGUUUGACGUCAAGUUUGAGGUCAGGUUUGACGUCAAGUUUGAGAUCCGGUUUGACGUCAAGUUUGAGAUCAGGUUUGACGUCAAGUUUGAGAUCAGGUUUGACGUCAAGUUUGAGAUCAGGUUUGACGUCAAGUUUGAGGUCAGGUUUGACGUCAAGUUUGAGAUCAGGUUUGACGUCAAGUUUGAGAUCAGGUUUGACGUCAAGUUUGAGAUCAGGUUUGACGUCAAGUUUGAGAUCAGGUUUGACGUCAAGUUUGAGAUCAGGUUUGACGUCAAGUUUGAGAUCAGGUUUGACGUCAAGUUUGAGAUCAGGUUUGACGUCAAGUUUGAGAUCAGGUUUGACGUCAAGUUUGAGGUCAGGUUUGACGUCAAGUUUGAGGUCAGGUUUGACGUCAAGGUCAGGUUUGACGUCAAGUUUGAGAUCAGGUUUGACGUCAAGUUUGAGAUCAGGUUUGACGUCAAGUUUGAGGUCAGGUUUGACGUCAAGUUUGAGGUCAGGUUUGACGUCAAGUUUGAGGUCAGGUUUGACGUCAAGUUUGAGAUCAGGUUUGACGUCAAGUUUGAGAUCAGGUUUGACGUCAAGUUUGAGAUCAGGUUUGACGUCAAGUUUGAGGUCAGGUUUGACGUCAAGUUUGAGAUCCGGUUUGACGUCAAGUUUGAGAUCCGGUUUGACGUCAAGUUUGAGAUCCGGUUUGACUUCAAGUUUGAGAUCAGGUUUGACGUCAAGUUUGAGGUCAGAUCAAGGUUUGACGUCAAGUUUGAGAUCCGGUUUGACGUCAAGUUUGAGGUCAGGUUUGACGUCAAGUUUGAGAUCCGGUUUGACGUCAAGUUUGAGAUCCGGUUUGACGUCAAGUUUGAGGUCAGGUUUGACGUCAAGUUUGAGAUCCGGUUUGACGUCAAGUUUGAGGUCAGGUUUGACGUCAAGUUUGAGAUCCGGUUUGACGUCAAGUUUGAGGUCAGGUUUGACGUCAAGUUUGAGAUCCGGUUUGACGUCAAGUUUGAGAUCAGGUUUGACGUCAAGUUUGAGGUCAGGUUUGACGUCAAGUUUGAGAUCCGGUUUGACGUCAAGUUUGAGGUCAGGUUUGACGUCAAGUUUGAGAUCCGGUUUGACGUCAAGUUUGAGGUCAGGUUUGACGUCAAGUUUGAGAUCCGGUUUGACGUCAAGUUUGAGAUCAGGUUUGACGUCAAGUUUGAGAUCAGGUUUGACGUCAAGUUUGAGGUCAGGUUUGACGUCAAGUUUGAGAUCAGGUUUGACGUCAAGUUUGAGAUCAGGUUUGACGUCAAGUUUGAGGUCAGGUUUGACGUCAAGUUUGAGGUCAGGUCAGGUUUGGACGUCAAGUUUGAGAUCCGGUUUGACGUCAAGUUUGAGAUCAGGUUUGACGUCAAGUUUGAGAUCCGGUUUGACGUCAAGUUUGAGAUCAGGUUUGACGUCAAGUUUGAGAUCCGGUUUGACGUCAAGUUUGAGGUCAGGUUUGACGUCAAGUUUGAGAUCCGGUUUGACGUCAAGUUUGAGAUCCGGUUUGACGUCAAGUUUGAGGUCAGGUUUGACGUCAAGUUUGAGAUUCGGUUUGACGUCAAGUUUGAGAUCCGGUUUGACGUCACGUUUGAGGUCAGGUUUGACGUCAAGUUUGAGAUCCGGUUUGACGUCAAGUUUGAGGUCAGGUUUGACGUCAAGUUUGAGGUCAGGUUUGACGUCAAGUUUGAGGUCAGGUUUGACGUCAAGUUUGAGGUCAGGUUUGACGUCAAGUUUGAGGUCAGGUUUGACGUCAAGUUUGAGAUCCGGUUUGACGUCAAGUUUGAGGUCAGGUUUGACGUCAAGUUUGAGAUCCGGUUUGACGUCAAGUUUGAGGUCAGGUUUGACGUCAAGUUUGAGAUCCGGUUUGACGUCAAGUUUGAGAUCAGGUUUGACGUCAAGUUUGAGAUCAGGUUUGACGUCAAGUUUGAGGUCAGGUUUGACGUCAAGUUUGAGAUCAGGUUUGACGUCAAGUUUGAGAUCAGGUUUGACGUCAAGUUUGAGGUCAGGUUUGACGUCAAGUUUGAGGUCAGGUUUGACGUCAAGUUUGAGAUCAGGUUUGACGUCAAGUUUGAGGUCAGGUUUGACGUCAAGUUUGAGGUCAGGUUUGACGUCAAGUUUGAGAUCAGGUUUGACGUCAAGUUUGAGAUCAGGUUUGACGUCAAGUUUGAGGUCAGGUUUGACGUCAAGUUUGAGGUCAGGCUUGACGUCAAGUUUGAGGUCAGGUUUGACGUCAAGUUUGAGAUCCGGUUUGACGUCAAGUUUGAGGUCAGGUUUGACGUCAAGUUUGAGAUCCGGUUUGACGUCAAGUUUGAGAUCAGGUUUGACGUCAAGUUUGAGAUCCGGUUUGACGUCAAGUUUGAGAUCAGGUUUGACGUCAAGUUUGAGAUCCGGUUUGACGUCAAGUUUGAGGUCAGGUUUGACGUCAAGUUUGAGAUCCGGUUUGACGUCAAGUUUGAGAUCCGGUUGACGUCUAGUUUGAGAUCCGGUUUGACGUCAAGUUUGAGAUCAGGUUUUGACGUCAAGUUUGAGGUCAGGUUUGACGUCAAGUUUGAGAUCCGGUUUUACGUCAAGUUUGAGAUCCGGUUUGACGUCAAGUUUGAGAUCAGGUUUGACGUCAAGUUUGAGGUCAGGUUUGACGUCAAGUUUGAGGUCAGGUUUGACGUCAAGUUUGAGAUUCGGUUUGACGUCAAGUUUGAGAUCAGGUUUGACGUCAAGUUUGAGGUCAGGUUUGACGUCAAGUUUGAGAUCAGGUUUGACGUCAAGUUUGAGAUCAGGUUUGAAGUCAAGUUUGAGGUCAGGUUUGACGUCAAGUUUGAGGUCAGGUUUGACGUCAAGUUUGAGAUCAGGUUUGACGUCAAGUUUGAGAUCAGGUUUGACGUCAAGUUUGAGAUCCGGUUUUACGUCAAGUUUGAGAUCCGGUUUGACGUCAAGUUUGAGAUCAGGUUUGACGUCAAGUUUGACGUCAAGUUUGAGGUCAGGUUUGACGUCAAGUUUGAGGUCAGGUUGACGAUCAAGUUUGACGUCAAGUUUGAGAUUCGGUUUGACGUCAAGUUUGAGAUCCGGUUUGACGUCACGUUUGAGUUUGAGAUCCGGUUUGACGUCAAGUUUGAGAUCAGGUUUGACGUCAAGUUUGAGGUCAGGUUUGACGUCAAGUUUGAGAUCCGGUUUGACGUCAAGUUUGAGGUCAGGUUUGACGUCAAGUUUGAGAUCCGGUUUGACGUCAAGUUUGAGGUCAGGUUUGACGUCAAGUUUGAGAUCCGGUUUGACGUCAAGUUUGAGGUCAGGUUUGACGUCAAGUUUGAGAUCCGGUUUGACGUCAAGUUUGAGAUCAGGUUUGACGUCAAGUUUGAGAUCAGGUUUGACGUCAAGUUUGAGGUCAGGUUUGACGUCAAGUUUGAGAUCAGGUUUGACGUCAAGUUUGAGAUCAGGUUUGACGUCAAGUUUGAGGUCAGGUUUGACGUCAAGUUUGAGGUCAGGUUUGACGUCAAGUUUGAGAUCAGGUUUGACGUCAAGUUUGAGGUCAGGUUUGACGUCAAGUUUGAGGUCAGGUUUGACGUCAAGUUUGAGAUCAGGUUUGACGUCAAGUUUGAGAUCAGGUUUGACGUCAAGUUUGAGGUCAGGUUUGACGUCAAGUUUGAGGUCAGGCUUGACGUCAAGUUUGAGGUCAGGUUUGACGUCAAGUUUGAGAUCCGGUUUGACGUCAAGUUUGAGGUCAGGUUUGACGUCAAGUUUGAGAUCCGGUUUGACGUCAAGUUUGAGAUCAGGUUUGACGUCAAGUUUGAGAUCCGGUUUGACGUCAAGUUUGAGAUCAGGUUUGACGUCAAGUUUGAGAUCCGGUUUGACGUCAAGUUUGAGGUCAGGUUUGACGUCAAGUUUGAGAUCCGGUUUGACGUCAAGUUUGAGGUCAGGUUUGACGUCAAGUUUGAGAUCCGGUUUGACGUCAAGUUUGAGAUCAGGUUUGACGUCAAGUUUGAGAUCAGGUUUGACGUCAAGUUUGAGGUCAGGUUUGACGUCAAGUUUGAGAUCAGGUUUGACGUCAAGUUUGAGAUCAGGUUUGACGUCAAGUUUGAGGUCAGGUUUGACGUCAAGUUUGAGGUCAGGUUUGACGUCAAGUUUGAGAUCAGGUUUGACGUCAAGUUUGAGGUCAGGUUUGACGUCAAGUUUGAGGUCAGGUUUGACGUCAAGUUUGAGAUCAGGUUUGACGUCAAGUUUGAGAUCAGGUUUGACGUCAAGUUUGAGUUUGAGAUCCGGUUUGACGUCAAGUUUGAGAUCAGGUUUGACGUCAAGUUUGAGGUCAGGUUUGACGUCAAGUUUGAGGUCAGGUUUGACGUCAAGUUUGAGGUCAGGUUUGACGUCAAGUUUGAGGUCAGGUUUGACGUCAAGUUUGAGAUUCGGUUUGACGUCAAGUUUGAGAUCCGGUUUGACGUCACGUUUGAGGUCAGGUUUGACGUCAAGUUUGAGAUCCGGUUUGACGUCAAGUUUGAGGUCAGGUUAGACGUCAAGUUUGAGGUCAGGUUUGACGUCAAGUUUGAGAUCAGGUUUGACGUCAAGUUUGAGGUCAGGUUUGACGUCAAGUUUGAGGUCAGGUUUGACGUCAAGUUUGAGAUCAGGUUUGACGUCAAGUUUGAGAUCAGGUUUGACGUCAAGUUUGAGGUCAGGUUUGACGUCAAGUUUGAGAUCCGGUUUGACGUCAAGUUUGAGAUCCGGUUUGACGUCAAGUUUGAGAUCAGGUUUGACGUCAAGUUUGAGGUCAGGUUUGACGUCAAGUUUGAGAUCAGGUUUGACGUCAAGUUUGAGAUCAGGUUUGACGUCAAGUUUGAGGUCAGGUUUGACGUCAAGUUUGAGGUCAGGUUUGACGUCAAGUUUGAGGUCAGGUUUGACGUCAAGUUUGAGGUCAGGUUUGACGUCAAGUUUGAGAUCAGGUUUGACGUCAAGUUUGAGGUCAGGUUUGACGUCAAGUUUGAGAUCAGGUUUGACGUCAAGUUUGAGGUCAGGUUUGACGUCAAGUUUAGGUUUGACGUCAAGUUUGAGAUCAGGUUUGACGUCAAGUUUGAGAUCAGGUUUGACGUCAAGUUUGAGGUCAGGUUUGACGUCAAGUUUGAGGUCAGGCUUGACGUCAAGUUUGAGGUCAGGUUUGACGUCAAGUUUGAGAUCCGGUUUGACGUCAAGUUUGAGGUCAGGUUUGACGUCAAGUUUGAGAUCCGGUUUGACGUCAAGUUUGAGAUCCGGUUUGACGUCAAGUUUGAGGUCAGGUUUGACGUCAAGUUUGAGAUCCGGUUUGACGUCAAGUUUGAGAUCAGGUUUGACGUCAAGUUUGAGAUCCGGUUUGACGUCAAGUUUGAGAUCAGGUUUGACGUCAAGUUUGAGAUCCGGUUUGACGUCAAGUUUGAGGUCAGGUUUGACGUCAAGUUUGAGAUCCGGUUUGACGUCAAGUUUGAGAUCCGGUUUGACGUCAAGUUUGAGAUCCGGUUUUACGUCAAGUUUGAGAUCCGGUUUGACGUCAAGUUUGAGAUCAGGUUUGACGUCAAGUUUGAGGUCAGGUUUGACGUCAAGUUUGAGGUCAGGUUUGACGUCAAGUUUGAGAUUCGGUUUGACGUCAAGUUUGAGAUCCGGUUUGACGUCACGUUUGAGGUCAGGUUUGACGUCAAGUUUGAGAUCCGGUUUGACGUCAAGUUUGAGGUCAGGUUUGACGUCAAGUUUGAGGUCAGGUUUGACGUCAAGUUUGAGGUCAGGUUUGACGUCAAGUUUGAGGUCAGGUUUGACGUCAAGUUUGAGAUCCGGUUUGACGUCAAGUUUGAGAUCCGGUUUGACGUCAAGUUUGAGAUCCGGUUUGACAUCAAGUUUGAGGUCAGGUUUGACGUCAAGUUUGAGAUCCGGUUUGACGUCAAGUUUGAGGUCAGGUUUGACGUCAAGUUUGAGAUCCGGUUUGACGUCAAGUUUGAGGUCAGGUUUGACGUCAAGUUUGAGAUCCGGUUUGACGUCAAGUUUGAGAUCAGGUUUGACGUCAAGUUUGAGAUCAGGUUUGACGUCAAGUUUGAGGUCAGGUUUGACGUCAAGUUUGAGAUCAGGUUUGACGUCAAGUUUGAGAUCAGGUUUGACGUCAAGUUUGAGGUCAGGUUUGACGUCAAGUUUGAGGUCAGGUUUGACGUCAAGUUUGAGAUCAGGUUUGACGUCAAGUUUGAGGUCAGGUUUGACGUCAAGUUUGAGGUCAGGUUUGACGUCAAGUUUGAGAUCAGGUUUGACGUCAAGUUUGAGAUCAGGUUUGACGUCAAGUUUGAGGUCAGGUUUGACGUCAAGUUUGAGGUCAGGCUUGACGUCAAGUUUGAGGUCAGGUUUGACGUCAAGUUUGAGAUCCGGUUUGACGUCAAGUUUGAGGUCAGGUUUGACGUCAAGUUUGAGAUCCGGUUUGACGUCAAGUUUGAGAUCCGGUUUGACGUCAAGUUUGAGGUCAGGUUUGACGUCAAGUUUGAGGUCAGGUUUGACGUCAAGUUUGAGGUCAGGUUUGACGUCAAGUUUGAGGUCAGGUUUGACGUCAAGUUUGAGAUCCGGUUUGACGUCAAGUUUGAGAUCCGGUUUGACGUCAAGUUUGAGAUCCGGUUUGACAUCAAGUUUGAGGUCAGGUUUGACGUCAAGUUUGAGAUCCGGUUUGACGUCAAGUUUGAGGUCAGGUUUGACGUCAAGUUUGAGAUCCGGUUUGACGUCAAGUUUGAGAUCCGGUUAGACGUCAAGUUUGAGGUCAGGUUUGACGUCAAGUUUGAGAUCAGGUUUGACGUCAAGUUUGAGGUCAGGUUUGACGUCAAGUUUGAGGUCAGGUUUGACGUCAAGUUUGAGAUCAGGUUUGACGUCAAGUUUGAGAUCAGGUUUGACGUCAAGUUUGAGGUCAGGUUUGACGUCAAGUUUGAGAUCCGGUUUGACGUCAAGUUUGAGGUCAGGUUUGACGUCAAGUUUGAGGUCAGGUUUGACGUCAAGUUUGAGAUUCGGUUUGACGUCAAGUUUGAGAUCCGGUUUGACGUCACGUUUGAGGUCAGGUUUGACGUCAAGUUUGAGAUCCGGUUUGACGUCAAGUUUGAGGUCAGGUUAGACGUCAAGUUUGAGGUCAGGUUUGACGUCAAGUUUGAGAUCAGGUUUGACGUCAAGUUUGAGGUCAGGUUUGACGUCAAGUUUGAGGUCAGGUUUGACGUCAAGUUUGAGAUCAGGUUUGACGUCAAGUUUGAGAUCAGGUUUGACGUCAAGUUUGAGGUCAGGUUUGACGUCAAGUUUGAGAUCCGGUUUGACGUCAAGUUUGAGAUCCGGUUUGACGUCAAGUUUGAGAUCCGGUUUGACGUCAAGUUUGAGGUCAGGUUUGACGUCAAGUUUGAGAUCCGGUUUGACGUCAAGUUUGAGGUCAGGUUUGACGUCAAGUUUGAGAUCCGGUUUGACGUCAAGUUUGAGGUCAGGUUUGACGUCAAGUUUGAGAUCCGGUUUGACGUCAAGUUUGAGGUCAGGUUUGACGUCAAGUUUGAGAUUCGGUUUGACGUCAAGUUUGAGAUCCGGUUUGACGUCACGUUUGAGGUCAGGUUUGACGUCAAGUUUGAGAUCCGGUUUGACGUCAAGUUUGAGGUCAGGUUAGACGUCAAGUUUGAGGUCAGGUUUGACGUCAAGUUUGAGAUCAGGUUUGACGUCAAGUUUGAGGUCAGGUUUGACGUCAAGUUUGAGGUCAGGUUUGACGUCAAGUUUGAGAUUCGGUUUGACGUCAAGUUUGAGAUCCGGUUUGACGUCACGUUUGAGGUCAGGUUUGACGUCAAGUUUGAGAUCCGGUUUGACGUCAAGUUUGAGGUCAGGUUUGACGUCAAGUUUGAGGUCAGGUUUGACGUCAAGUUUGAGGUCAGGUUUGACGUCAAGUUUGAGGUCAGGUUUGACGUCAAGUUUGAGAUCCGGUUUUACGUCAAGUUUGAGAUCCGGUUUGACGUCAAGUUUGAGGUCACGUUUGACGUCAAGUUUGAGAUCCGGUUUUACGUCAAGUUUGAGAUCCGGUUUGACGUCAAGUUUGAGAUCAGGUUUGACGUCAAGUUUGAGGUCAGGUUUGACGUCAAGUUUGAGGUCAGGUUUGACGUCAAGUUUGAGAUUCGGUUUGACGUCAAGUUUGAGAUCCGGUUUGACGUCACGUUUGAGGUCAGGUUUGACGUCAAGUUUGAGAUCCGGUUUGACGUCAAGUUUGAGGUCAGGUUUGACGUCAAGUUUGAGGUCAGGUUUGACGUCAAGUUUGAGGUCAGGUUUGACGUCAAGUUUGAGGUCAGGUUUGACGUCAAGUUUGAGAUCCGGUUUGACGUCAAGUUUGAGAUCCGGUUUGACGUCAAGUUUGAGAUCCGGUUUGACGUCAAGUUUGAGGUCAGGUUUGACGUCAAGUUUGAGAUCCGGUUUGACGUCAAGUUUGAGGUCAGGUUUGACGUCAAGUUUGAGAUCCGGUUUGACGUCAAGUUUGAGGUCAGGUUUGACGUCAAGUUUGAGAUCCGGUUUGACGUCAAGUUUGAGAUCAGGUUUGACGUCAAGUUUGAGAUCAGGUUUGACGUCAAGUUUGAGGUCAGGUUUGACGUCAAGUUUGAGAUCAGGUUUGACGUCAAGUUUGAGAUCAGGUUUGACGUCAAGUUGAGGUUUGACGUCAAGUUUGAGGUCAGGUUUGACGUCAAGUUUGAGAUCAGGUUUGACGUCAAGUUUGAGAUCAGGUUUGACGUCAAGUUUGAGGUCAGGUUUGACGUCAAGUUUGAGGUCAGGCUUGACGUCAAGUUUGAGGUCAGGUUUGACGUCAAGUUUGAGAUCCGGUUUGACGUCACGUUUGAGGUCAGGUUUGACGUCAAGUUUGAGAUCCGGUUUGACGUCAAGUUUGAGGUCAGGUUAGACGUCAAGUUUGAGGUCAGGUUUGACGUCAAGUUUGAGAUCAGGUUUGACGUCAAGUUUGAGGUCAGGUUUGACGUCAAGUUUGAGGUCAGGUUUGACGUCAAGUUUGAGAUCAGGUUUGACGUCAAGUUUGAGAUCAGGUUUGACGUCAAGUUUGAGGUCAGGUUUGACGUCAAGUUUGAGAUCCGGUUUGACGUCAAGUUUGAGAUCAGGUUUGACGUCAAGUUUGAGAUCAGGUUUGACGUCAAGUUUGAGGUCAGGUUUGACGUCAAGUUUGAGGUCAGGUUUGACGUCAAGUUUGAGGUCAGGUUUGACGUCAAGUUUGAGGUCAGGUUUGACGUCAAGUUUGAGAUCAGGUUUGACGUCAAGUUUGAGGUCAGGUUUGACGUCAAGUUUGAGAUCAGGUUUGACGUCAAGUUUGAGGUCAGGUUUGACGUCAAGUUUGAGGUCAGGUUUGACGUCAAGUUUGAGAUCAGGUUUGACGUCAAGUUGAGAUCAGGUUUUGACGUCAAGUUUGAGGUCAGGUUUGACGUCAAGUUUGAGGUCAGGCUUGACGUCAAGUUUGAGGUCAGGUUUGACGUCAAGUUUGAGAUCCGGUUUGACGUCAAGUUUGAGGUCAGGUUUGACGUCAAGUUUGAGAUCCGGUUUGACGUCAAGUUUGAGAUCCGGUUUGACGUCAAGUUUGAGGUCAGGUUUGACGUCAAGUUUGAGAUCCGGUUUGACGUCAAGUUUGAGAUCAGGUUUGACGUCAAGUUUGAGAUCCGGUUUGACGUCAAGUUUGAGAUCAGGUUUGACGUCAAGUUUGAGAUCCGGUUUGACGUCAAGUUUGAGGUCAGGUUUGACGUCAAGUUUGAGGUCAGGUUUGACGUCAAGUUUGAGAUUCGGUUUGACGUCAAGUUUGAGAUCCGGUUUGACGUCACGUUUGAGGUCAGGUUUGACGUCAAGUUUGAGAUCCGGUUUGACGUCAAGUUUGAGGUCAGGUUUGACGUCAAGUUUGAGGUCAGGUUUGACGUCAAGUUUGAGGUCAGGUUUGACGUCAAGUUUGAGAUUCGGUUUGACGUCAAGUUUGAGAUCCGGUUUGACGUCACGUUUGAGGUCAGGUUUGACGUCAAGUUUGAGAUCCGGUUUGACGUCAAGUUUGAGGUCAGGUUAGACGUCAAGUUUGAGGUCAGGUUUGACGUCAAGUUUGAGAUCAGGUUUGACGUCAAGUUUGAGGUCAGGUUUGACGUCAAGUUUGAGGUCAGGUUUGACGUCAAGUUUGAGAUCCGGUUUUACGUCAAGUUUGAGAUCCGGUUUGACGUCAAGUUUGAGAUCAGGUUUGACGUCAAGUUUGAGGUCAGGUUUGACGUCAAGUUUGAGGUCAGGUUUGACGUCAAGUUUGAGAUUCGGUUUGACGUCAAGUUUGAGAUCCGGUUUGACGUCACGUUUGAGGUCAGGUUUGACGUCAAGUUUGAGAUCCGGUUUGACGUCAAGUUUGAGGUCAGGUUAGACGUCAAGUUUGAGGUCAGGUUUGACGUCAAGUUUGAGAUCAGGUUUGACGUCAAGUUUGAGGUCAGGUUUGACGUCAAGUUUGAGGUCAGGUUUGACGUCAAGUUUGAGAUUCGGUUUGACGUCAAGUUUGAGAUCCGGUUUGACGUCACGUUUGAGGUCAGGUUUGACGUCAAGUUUGAGAUCCGGUUUGACGUCAAGUUUGAGGUCAGGUUUGACGUCAAGUUUGAGGUCAGGUUUGACGUCAAGUUUGAGUUUGAGAUCCGGUUUGACGUCAAGUUUGAGAUCCGGUUUGACGUCAAGUUUGAGAUCCGGUUUGACGUCAAGUUUGAGGUCAGGUUUGACGUCAAGUUUGAGAUCCGGUUUGACGUCAAGUUUGAGAUCCGGUUUGACGUCAAGUUUGAGGUCAGGUUUGACGUCAAGUUUGAGGUCAGGUUUGACGUCAAGUUUGAGAUUCGGUUUGACGUCAAGUUUGAGAUCCGGUUUGACGUCACGUUUGAGGUCAGGUUUGACGUCAAGUUUGAGAUCCGGUUUGACGUCAAGUUUGAGGUCAGGUUUGACGUCAAGUUUGAGGUCAGGUUUGACGUCAAGUUUGAGGUCAGGUUUGACGUCAAGUUUGAGGUCAGGUUUGACGUCAAGUUUGAGAUCCGGUUUGACGUCAAGUUUGAGAUCCGGUUUGACGUCAAGUUUGAGAUCCGGUUUGACGUCAAGUUUGAGGUCAGGUUUGACGUCAAGUUUGAGAUCCGGUUUGACGUCAAGUUUGAGGUCAGGUUUGACGUCAAGUUUGAGAUCCGGUUUGACGUCAAGUUUGAGGUCAGGUUUGACGUCAAGUUUGAGAUCCGGUUUGACGUCAAGUUUGAGAUCAGGUUUGACGUCAAGUUUGAGAUCAGGUUUGACGUCAAGUUUGAGGUCAGGUUUGACGUCAAGUUUGAGAUCAGGUUUGACGUCAAGUUUGAGAUCAGGUUUGACGUCAAGUUUGAGGUCAGGUUUGACGUCAAGUUUGAGGUCAGGUUUGACGUCAAGUUUGAGAUCAGGUUUGACGUCAAGUUUGAGGUCAGGUUUGACGUCAAGUUUGAGGUCAGGUUUGACGUCAAGUUUGAGAUCAGGUUUGACGUCAAGUUUGAGAUCAGGUUUGACGUCAAGUUUGAGGUCAGGUUUGACGUCAAGUUUGAGGUCAGGCUUGACGUCAAGUUUGAGGUCAGGUUUGACGUCAAGUUUGAGAUCCGGUUUGACGUCACGUUUGAGGUCAGGUUUGACGUCAAGUUUGAGAUCCGGUUUGACGUCAAGUUUGAGGUCAGGUUAGACGUCAAGUUUGAGGUCAGGUUUGACGUCAAGUUUGAGAUCAGGUUUGACGUCAAGUUUGAGGUCAGGUUUGACGUCAAGUUUGAGGUCAGGUUUGACGUCAAGUUUGAGAUCAGGUUUGACGUCAAGUUUGAGAUCAGGUUUGACGUCAAGUUUGAGGUCAGGUUUGACGUCAAGUUUGAGAUCCGGUUUGACGUCAAGUUUGAGAUCCGGUUUGACGUCAAGUUUGAGAUCAGGUUUGACGUCAAGUUUGAGGUCAGGUUUGACGUCAAGUUUGAGAUCAGGUUUGACGUCAAGUUUGAGAUCAGGUUUGACGUCAAGUUUGAGGUCAGGUUUGACGUCAAGUUUGAGGUCAGGUUUGACGUCAAGUUUGAGGUCAGGUUUGACGUCAAGUUUGAGGUCAGGUUUGACGUCAAGUUUGAGAUCAGGUUUGACGUCAAGUUUGAGGUCAGGUUUGACGUCAAGUUUGAGAUCAGGUUUGACGUCAAGUUUGAGGUCAGGUUUGACGUCAAGUUUGAGGUCAGGUUUGACGUCAAGUUUGAGAUCAGGUUUGACGUCAAGUUUGAGGUCAGGUUUGACGUCAAGUUUGAGGUCAGGUUUGACGUCAAGUUUGAGAUCCGGUUUGACGUCAAGUUUGAGAUCCGGUUUGACGUCAAGUUUGAGAUCCGGUUUGACGUCAAGUUUGAGGUCAGGUUUGACGUCAAGUUUGAGAUCCGGUUUGACGUCAAGUUUGAGGUCAGGUUUGACGUCAAGUUUGAGAUCCGGUUUGACGUCAAGUUUGAGGUCAGGUUUGACGUCAAGUUUGAGAUCCGGUUUGACGUCAAGUUUGAGAUCCGGUUUUACGUCAAGUUUGAGAUCCGGUUUGACGUCAAGUUUGAGAUCAGGUUUGACGUCAAGUUUGAGGUCAGGUUUGACGUCAAGUUUGAGGUCAGGUUUGACGUCAAGUUUGAGAUUCGGUUUGACGUCAAGUUUGAGAUCCGGUUUGACGUCACGUUUGAGGUCAGGUUUGACGUCAAGUUUGAGAUCCGGUUUGACGUCAAGUUUGAGGUCAGGUUUGACGUCAAGUUUGAGGUCAGGUUUGACGUCAAGUUUGAGGUCAGGUUUGACGUCAAGUUUGAGGUCAGGUUUGACGUCAAGUUUGAGAUUCGGUUUGACGUCAAGUUUGAGAUCCGGUUUGACGUCACGUUUGAGGUCAGGUUUGACGUCAAGUUUGAGAUCCGGUUUGACGUCAAGUUUGAGGUCAGGUUAGACGUCAAGUUUGAGGUCAGGUUUGACGUCAAGUUUGAGAUCAGGUUUGACGUCAAGUUUGAGAUCAGGUUUGACGUCAAGUUUGAGGUCAGGUUUGACGUCAAGUUUGAGAUCCGGUUUUACGUCACGUUUGAGGUCAGGUUUGACGUCAAGUUUGAGAUCCGGUUUGACGUCAAGUUUGAGGUCAGGUUAGACGUCAAGUUUGAGGUCAGGUUUGACGUCAAGUUUGAGAUCAGGUUUGACGUCAAGUUUGAGGUCAGGUUUGACGUCAAGUUUGAGGUCAGGUUUGACGUCAAGUUUGAGAUCAGGUUUGACGUCAAGUUUGAGAUCAGGUUUGACGUCAAGUUUGAGGUCAGGUUUGACGUCAAGUUUGAGAUCCGGUUUGACGUCAAGUUUGAGAUCCGGUUUGACGUCAAGUUUGAGAUCAGGUUUGACGUCAAGUUUGAGGUCAGGUUUGACGUCAAGUUUGAGAUCAGGUUUGACGUCAAGUUUGAGGUCAGGUUUGACGUCAAGUUUGAGAUCAGGUUUGACGUCAAGUUUGAGAUCAGGUUUGACGUCAAGUUUGAGGUCAGGUUUGACGUCAAGUUUGAGGUCAGGUUUGACGUCAAGUUUGAGAUCAGGUUUGACGUCAAGUUUGAGAUCAGGUUUGACGUCAAGUUUGAGAUCCGGUUUGACGUCAAGUUUGAGAUCCGGUUUGACGUCAAGUUUGAGGUCAGGUUAGACGUCAAGUUUGAGGUCAGGUUUGACGUCAAGUUUGAGAUCAGGUUUGACGUCAAGUUUGAGAUCAGGUUUGACGUCAAGUUUGAGGUCAGGUUUGACGUCAAGUUUGAGAUCCGGUUUUACGUCACGUUUGAGGUCAGGUUUGACGUCAAGUUUGAGAUCCGGUUUGACGUCAAGUUUGAGGUCAGGUUUGACGUCAAGUUUGAGAUCCGGUUUGACGUCAAGUUUGAGAUCAGGUUUGACGUCAAGUUUGAGAUCCGGUUUGACGUCAAGUUUGAGAUCAGGUUUGACGUCAAGUUUGAGAUCCGGUUUGACGUCAAGUUUGAGGUCAGGUUUGACGUCAAGUUUGAGAUCCGGUUUGACGUCAAGUUUGAGGUCAGGUUUGACGUCAAGUUUGAGAUCCGGUUUGACGUCAAGUUUGAGAUCAGGUUUGACGUCAAGUUUGAGAUCAGGUUUGACGUCAAGUUUGAGGUCAGGUUUGACGUCAAGUUUGAGAUCAGGUUUGACGUCAAGUUUGAGAUCAGGUUUGACGUCAAGUUUGAGGUCAGGUUUGACGUCAAGUUUGAGGUCAGGUUUGACGUCAAGUUUGAGAUCAGGUUUGACGUCAAGUUUGAGGUCAGGUUUGACGUCAAGUUUGAGGUCAGGUUUGACGUCAAGUUUGAGAUCAGGUUUGACGUCAAGUUUGAGAUCAGGUUUGACGUCAAGUUUGAGGUCAGGUUUGACGUCAAGUUUGAGGUCAGGCUUGACGUCAAGUUUGAGGUCAGGUUUGACGUCAAGUUUGAGAUCCGGUUUGACGUCAAGUUUGAGAUCAGGUUUGACGUCAAGUUUGAGAUCCGGUUUGACGUCAAGUUUGAGGUCAGGUUUGACGUCAAGUUUGAGAUCCGGUUUGACGUCAAGUUUGAGGUCAGGUUUGACGUCAAGUUUGAGGUCAGGUUUGACGUCAAGUUUGAGGUCAGGUUUGACGUCAAGUUUGAGAUUCGGUUUGACGUCAAGUUUGAGAUCCGGUUUGACGUCACGUUUGAGGUCAGGUUUGACGUCAAGUUUGAGAUCCGGUUUGACGUCAAGUUUGAGGUCAGGUUAGACGUCAAGUUUGAGGUCAGGUUUGACGUCAAGUUUGAGAUCAGGUUUGACGUCAAGUUUGAGGUCAGGUUUGACGUCAAGUUUGAGGUCAGGUUUGACGUCAAGUUUGAGAUCAGGUUUGACGUCAAGUUUGAGAUCAGGUUUGACGUCAAGUUUGAGGUCAGGUUUGACGUCAAGUUUGAGAUCCGGUUUGACGUCAAGUUUGAGAUCCGGUUUGACGUCAAGUUUGAGAUCAGGUUUGACGUCAAGUUUGAGGUCAGGUUUGACGUCAAGUUUGAGGUCAGGUUUGACGUCAAGUUUGAGGUCAGGUUUGACGUCAAGUUUGAGGUCAGGUUUGACGUCAAGUUUGAGAUCAGGUUUGACGUCAAGUUUGAGGUCAGGUUUGACGUCAAGUUUGAGAUCAGGUUUGACGUCAAGUUUGAGGUCAGGUUUGACGUCAAGUUUGAGGUCAGGUUUGACGUCAAGUUUGAGAUCAGGUUUGACGUCAAGUUUGAGGUCAGGUUUGACGUCAAGUUUGAGGUCAGGUUUGACGUCAAGUUUGAGAUCAGGUUUGACGUCAAGUUUGAGAUCAGGUUUGACGUCAAGUUUGAGGUCAGGUUUGACGUCAAGUUUGAGGUCAGGCUUGACGUCAAGUUUGAGGUCAGGUUUGACGUCAAGUUUGAGAUCCGGUUUGACGUCAAGUUUGAGGUCAGGUUUGACGUCAAGUUUGAGAUCCGGUUUGACGUCAAGUUUGAGAUCCGGUUUGACGUCAAGUUUGAGGUCAGGUUUGACGUCAAGUUUGAGAUCCGGUUUGACGUCAAGUUUGAGAUCAGGUUUGACGUCAAGUUUGAGAUCCGGUUUGACGUCAAGUUUGAGAUCAGGUUUGACGUCAAGUUUGAGAUCCGGUUUGACGUCAAGUUUGAGGUCAGGUUUGACGUCAAGUUUGAGAUCCGGUUUGACGUCAAGUUUGAGAUCCGGUUUGACGUCAAGUUUGAGAUCCGGUUUUACGUCAAGUUUGAGAUCCGGUUUGACGUCAAGUUUGAGAUCAGGUUUGACGUCAAGUUUGAGGUCAGGUUUGACGUCAAGUUUGAGGUCAGGUUUGACGUCAAGUUUGAGAUUCGGUUUGACGUCAAGUUUGAGAUCCGGUUUGACGUCACGUUUGAGGUCAGGUUUGACGUCAAGUUUGAGAUCCGGUUUGACGUCAAGUUUGAGGUCAGGUUUGACGUCAAGUUUGAGGUCAGGUUUGACGUCAAGUUUGAGGUCAGGUUUGACGUCAAGUUUGAGGUCAGGUUUGACGUCAAGUUUGAGAUCCGGUUUGACGUCAAGUUUGAGAUCCGGUUUGACGUCAAGUUUGAGAUCCGGUUUGACAUCAAGUUUGAGGUCAGGUUUGACGUCAAGUUUGAGAUCCGGUUUGACGUCAAGUUUGAGGUCAGGUUUGACGUCAAGUUUGAGAUCCGGUUUGACGUCAAGUUUGAGGUCAGGUUUGACGUCAAGUUUGAGAUCCGGUUUGACGUCAAGUUUGAGAUCAGGUUUGACGUCAAGUUUGAGAUCAGGUUUGACGUCAAGUUUGAGGUCAGGUUUGACGUCAAGUUUGAGAUCAGGUUUGACGUCAAGUUUGAGAUCAGGUUUGACGUCAAGUUUGAGGUCAGGUUUGACGUCAAGUUUGAGGUCAGGUUUGACGUCAAGUUUGAGAUCAGGUUUGACGUCAAGUUUGAGGUCAGGUUUGACGUCAAGUUUGAGGUCAGGUUUGACGUCAAGUUUGAGAUCAGGUUUGACGUCAAGUUUGAGAUCAGGUUUGACGUCAAGUUUGAGGUCAGGUUUGACGUCAAGUUUGAGGUCAGGCUUGACGUCAAGUUUGAGGUCAGGUUUGACGUCAAGUUUGAGAUCCGGUUUGACGUCAAGUUUGAGGUCAGGUUUGACGUCAAGUUUGAGAUCCGGUUUGACGUCAAGUUUGAGAUCCGGUUUGACGUCAAGUUUGAGGUCAGGUUUGACGUCAAGUUUGAGGUCAGGUUUGACGUCAAGUUUGAGGUCAGGUUUGACGUCAAGUUUGAGGUCAGGUUUGACGUCAAGUUUGAGAUCCGGUUUGACGUCAAGUUUGAGAUCCGGUUUGACGUCAAGUUUGAGAUCCGGUUUGACAUCAAGUUUGAGGUCAGGUUUGACGUCAAGUUUGAGAUCCGGUUUGACGUCAAGUUUGAGGUCAGGUUUGACGUCAAGUUUGAGAUCCGGUUUGACGUCAAGUUUGAGGUCAGGUUUGACGUCAAGUUUGAGAUCCGGUUUGACGUCAAGUUUGAGAUCAGGUUUGACGUCAAGUUUGAGAUCAGGUUUGACGUCAAGUUUGAGGUCAGGUUUGACGUCAAGUUUGAGAUCAGGUUUGACGUCAAGUUUGAGAUCAGGUUUGACGUCAAGUUUGAGGUCAGGUUUGACGUCAAGUUUGAGGUCAGGUUUGACGUCAAGUUUGAGAUCAGGUUUGACGUCAAGUUUGAGGUCAGGUUUGACGUCAAGUUUGAGGUCAGGUUUGACGUCAAGUUUGAGAUCAGGUUUGACGUCAAGUUUGAGAUCAGGUUUGACGUCAAGUUUGAGGUCAGGUUUGACGUCAAGUUUGAGGUCAGGCUUGACGUCAAGUUUGAGGUCAGGUUUGACGUCAAGUUUGAGAUCCGGUUUGACGUCAAGUUUGAGGUCAGGUUUGACGUCAAGUUUGAGAUCCGGUUUGACGUCAAGUUUGAGAUCCGGUUUGACGUCAAGUUUGAGGUCAGGUUUGACGUCAAGUUUGAGAUCCGGUUUGACGUCAAGUUUGAGAUCAGGUUUGACGUCAAGUUUGAGAUCCGGUUUGACGUCAAGUUUGAGAUCAGGUUUGACGUCAAGUUUGAGAUCCGGUUUGACGUCAAGUUUGAGGUCAGGUUUGACGUCAAGUUUGAGAUCCGGUUUGACGUCAAGUUUGAGAUCCGGUUUGACGUCAAGUUUGAGAUCCGGUUUUACGUCAAGUUUGAGAUCCGGUUUGACGUCAAGUUUGAGGUCAGGUUUGACGUCAAGUUUGAGAUUCGGUUUGACGUCAAGUUUGAGAUCCGGUUUGACGUCACGUUUGAGGUCAGGUUUGACGUCAAGUUUGAGAUCCGGUUUGACGUCAAGUUUGAGGUCAGGUUUGACGUCAAGUUUGAGGUCAGGUUUGACGUCAAGUUUGAGGUCAGGUUUGACGUCAAGUUUGAGGUCAGGUUUGACGUCAAGUUUGAGAUCCGGUUUGACGUCAAGUUUGAGAUCCGGUUUGACGUCAAGUUUGAGGUCAGGUUUGACGUCAAGUUUGAGAUCCGGUUUUACGUCAAGUUUGAGAUCCGGUUUGACGUCAAGUUUGAGAUCAGGUUUGACGUCAAGUUUGAGGUCAGGUUUGACGUCAAGUUUGAGGUCAGGUUUGACGUCAAGUUUGAGAUUCGGUUUGACGUCAAGUUUGAGAUCCGGUUUGACGUCACGUUUGAGGUCAGGUUUGACGUCAAGUUUGAGAUCCGGUUUGACGUCAAGUUUGAGGUCAGGUUUGACGUCAAGUUUGAGGUCAGGUUUGACGUCAAGUUUGAGGUCAGGUUUGACGUCAAGUUUGAGUUUGAGAUCCGGUUUGACGUCAAGUUUGAGAUCAGGUUUGACGUCAAGUUUGAGGUCAGGUUUGACGUCAAGUUUGAGGUCAGGUUUGACGUCAAGUUUGAGAUUCGGUUUGACGUCAAGUUUGAGAUCCGGUUUGACGUCACGUUUGAGGUCAGGUUUGACGUCAAGUUUGAGAUCCGGUUUGACGUCAAGUUUGAGGUCAGGUUUGACGUCAAGUUUGAGGUCAGGUUUGACGUCAAGUUUGAGGUCAGGUUUGACGUCAAGUUUGAGGUCAGGUUUGACGUCAAGUUUGAGAUCCGGUUUGACGUCAAGUUUGAGAUCCGGUUUGACGUCAAGUUUGAGAUCCGGUUUGACGUCAAGUUUGAGGUCAGGUUUGACGUCAAGUUUGAGAUCCGGUUUGACGUCAAGUUUGAGGUCAGGUUUGACGUCAAGUUUGAGAUCCGGUUUGACGUCAAGUUUGAGGUCAGGUUUGACGUCAAGUUUGAGAUCCGGUUUGACGUCAAGUUUGAGAUCAGGUUUGACGUCAAGUUUGAGAUCAGGUUUGACGUCAAGUUUGAGGUCAGGUUUGACGUCAAGUUUGAGAUCAGGUUUGACGUCAAGUUUGAGAUCAGGUUUGACGUCAAGUUUGAGGUCAGGUUUGACGUCAAGUUUGAGGUCAGGUUUGACGUCAAGUUUGAGAUCAGGUUUGACGUCAAGUUUGAGGUCAGGUUUGACGUCAAGUUUGAGGUCAGGUUUGACGUCAAGUUUGAGAUCAGGUUUGACGUCAAGUUUGAGAUCAGGUUUGACGUCAAGUUUGAGGUCAGGUUUGACGUCAAGUUUGAGGUCAGGCUUGACGUCAAGUUUGAGGUCAGGUUUGACGUCAAGUUUGAGAUCCGGUUUGACGUCAAGUUUGAGGUCAGGUUUGACGUCAAGUUUGAGAUCCGGUUUGACGUCAAGUUUGAGAUCAGGUUUGACGUCAAGUUUGAGAUCCGGUUUGACGUCAAGUUUGAGAUCAGGUUUGACGUCAAGUUUGAGAUCCGGUUUGACGUCAAGUUUGAGGUCAGGUUUGACGUCAAGUUUGAGAUCCGGUUUGACGUCAAGUUUGAGGUCAGGUUUGACGUCAAGUUUGAGAUCCGGUUUGACGUCAAGUUUGAGAUCAGGUUUGACGUCAAGUUUGAGAUCAGGUUUGACGUCAAGUUUGAGGUCAGGUUUGACGUCAAGUUUGAGAUCAGGUUUGACGUCAAGUUUGAGAUCAGGUUUGACGUCAAGUUUGAGGUCAGGUUUGACGUCAAGUUUGAGGUCAGGUUUGACGUCAAGUUUGAGAUCAGGUUUGACGUCAAGUUUGAGGUCAGGUUUGACGUCAAGUUUGAGGUCAGGUUUGACGUCAAGUUUGAGAUCAGGUUUGACGUCAAGUUUGAGAUCAGGUUUGACGUCAAGUUUGAGGUCAGGUUUGACGUCAAGUUUGAGGUCAGGCUUGACGUCAAGUUUGAGGUCAGGUUUGACGUCAAGUUUGAGAUCCGGUUUGACGUCAAGUUUGAGAUCAGGUUUGACGUCAAGUUUGAGAUCCGGUUUGACGUCAAGUUUGAGGUCAGGUUUGACGUCAAGUUUGAGAUCCGGUUUGACGUCAAGUUUGAGGUCAGGUUUGACGUCAAGUUUGAGGUCAGGUUUGACGUCAAGUUUGAGGUCAGGUUUGACGUCAAGUUUGAGAUUCGGUUUGACGUCAAGUUUGAGAUCCGGUUUGACGUCACGUUUGAGGUCAGGUUUGACGUCAAGUUUGAGAUCCGGUUUGACGUCAAGUUUGAGGUCAGGUUAGACGUCAAGUUUGAGGUCAGGUUUGACGUCAAGUUUGAGAUCAGGUUUGACGUCAAGUUUGAGGUCAGGUUUGACGUCAAGUUUGAGGUCAGGUUUGACGUCAAGUUUGAGAUCAGGUUUGACGUCAAGUUUGAGAUCAGGUUUGACGUCAAGUUUGAGGUCAGGUUUGACGUCAAGUUUGAGAUCCGGUUUGACGUCAAGUUUGAGAUCCGGUUUGACGUCAAGUUUGAGAUCCGGUUUGACGUCAAGUUUGAGAUCAGGUUUGACGUCAAGUUUGAGGUCAGGUUUGACGUCAAGUUUGAGGUCAGGUUUGACGUCAAGUUUGAGAUUCGGUUUGACGUCAAGUUUGAGAUCCGGUUUGACGUCACGUUUGAGGUCAGGUUUGACGUCAAGUUUGAGAUCCGGUUUGACGUCAAGUUUGAGGUCAGGUUAGACGUCAAGUUUGAGGUCAGGUUUGACGUCAAGUUUGAGAUCAGGUUUGACGUCAAGUUUGAGGUCAGGUUUGACGUCAAGUUUGAGGUCAGGUUUGACGUCAAGUUUGAGAUCAGGUUUGACGUCAAGUUUGAGAUCAGGUUUGACGUCAAGUUUGAGGUCAGGUUUGACGUCAAGUUUGAGAUCCGGUUUGACGUCAAGUUUGAGAUCCGGUUUGACGUCAAGUUUGAGAUCCGGUUUGACGUCAAGUUUGAGAUCAGGUUUGACGUCAAGUUUGAGGUCAGGUUUGACGUCAAGUUUGAGGUCAGGUUUGACGUCAAGUUUGAGGUCAGGUUUGACGUCAAGUUUGAGAUCCGGUUUGACGUCAAGUUUGAGAUCCGGUUUGACGUCAAGUUUGAGAUCCGGUUUGACGUCAAGUUUGAGGUCAGGUUUGACGUCAAGUUUGAGAUCCGGUUUGACGUCAAGUUUGAGGUCAGGUUUGACGUCAAGUUUGAGAUCCGGUUUGACGUCAAGUUUGAGGUCAGGUUUGACGUCAAGUUUGAGAUCCGGUUUGACGUCAAGUUUGAGAUCCGGUUUUACGUCAAGUUUGAGAUCCGGUUUGACGUCAAGUUUGAGAUCAGGUUUGACGUCAAGUUUGAGGUCAGGUUUGACGUCAAGUUUGAGGUCAGGUUUGACGUCAAGUUUGAGAUUCGGUUUGACGUCAAGUUUGAGAUCCGGUUUGACGUCACGUUUGAGGUCAGGUUUGACGUCAAGUUUGAGAUCCGGUUUGACGUCAAGUUUGAGGUCAGGUUAGACGUCAAGUUUGAGGUCAGGUUUGACGUCAAGUUUGAGAUCAGGUUUGACGUCAAGUUUGAGGUCAGGUUUGACGUCAAGUUUGAGGUCAGGUUUGACGUCAAGUUUGAGAUCAGGUUUGACGUCAAGUUUGAGAUCAGGUUUGACGUCAAGUUUGAGGUCAGGUUUGACGUCAAGUUUGAGGUCAGGCUUGACGUCAAGUUUGAGGUCAGGUUUGACGUCAAGUUUGAGAUCCGGUUUGACGUCAAGUUUGAGGUCAGGUUUGACGUCAAGUUUGAGGUCAGGUGUGACGUCGAGUUUGAGAUCAGGUUUGACGUCAAGUUUGAGAUCCGGUUUGACGUCAAGUUUGAGGUCAGGUUUGACGUCAAGUUUGAGGUCAGGUUUGACGUCAAGUUUGAGGUCAGGUUUGACGUCAAGUUUGAGGUCAGGUUUGACGUCAAGUUUGAGAUCCGGUUUGACGUCAAGUUUGAGAUCCGGUUUGACGUCAAGUUUGAGAUCCGGUUUGACGUCAAGUUUGAGGUCAGGUUUGACGUCAAGUUUGAGAUCCGGUUUGACGUCAAGUUUGAGGUCAGGUUUGACGUCAAGUUUGAGAUCCGGUUUGACGUCAAGUUUGAGGUCAGGUUUGACGUCAAGUUUGAGAUCCGGUUUGACGUCAAGUUUGAGAUCAGGUUUGACGUCAAGUUUGAGAUCAGGUUUGACGUCAAGUUUGAGGUCAGGUUUGACGUCAAGUUUGAGAUCAGGUUUGACGUCAAGUUUGAGAUCAGGUUUGACGUCAAGUUUGAGGUCAGGUUUGACGUCAAGUUUGAGGUCAGGUUUGACGUCAAGUUUGAGAUCAGGUUUGACGUCAAGUUUGAGGUCAGGUUUGACGUCAAGUUUGAGGUCAGGUUUGACGUCAAGUUUGAGAUCAGGUUUGACGUCAAGUUUGAGAUCAGGUUUGACGUCAAGUUUGAGGUCAGGUUUGACGUCAAGUUUGAGGUCAGGCUUGACGUCAAGUUUGAGGUCAGGUUUGACGUCAAGUUUGAGAUCCGGUUUGACGUCAAGUUUGAGGUCAGGUUUGACGUCAAGUUUGAGAUCCGGUUUGACGUCAAGUUUGAGAUCAGGUUUGACGUCAAGUUUGAGAUCCGGUUUGACGUCAAGUUUGAGAUCAGGUUUGACGUCAAGUUUGAGAUCCGGUUUGACGUCAAGUUUGAGGUCAGGUUUGACGUCAAGUUUGAGAUCCGGUUUGACGUCAAGUUUGAGGUCAGGUUUGACGUCAAGUUUGAGAUCCGGUUUGACGUCAAGUUUGAGAUCAGGUUUGACGUCAAGUUUGAGAUCAGGUUUGACGUCAAGUUUGAGGUCAGGUUUGACGUCAAGUUUGAGAUCAGGUUUGACGUCAAGUUUGAGAUCAGGUUUGACGUCAAGUUUGAGGUCAGGUUUGACGUCAAGUUUGAGGUCAGGUUUGACGUCAAGUUUGAGAUCAGGUUUGACGUCAAGUUUGAGGUCAGGUUUGACGUCAAGUUUGAGGUCAGGUUUGACGUCAAGUUUGAGAUCAGGUUUGACGUCAAGUUUGAGAUCAGGUUUGACGUCAAGUUUGAGGUCAGGUUUGACGUCAAGUUUGAGGUCAGGCUUGACGUCAAGUUUGAGGUCAGGUUUGACGUCAAGUUUGAGAUCCGGUUUGACGUCAAGUUUGAGGUCAGGUUUGACGUCAAGUUUGAGAUCCGGUUUGACGUCAAGUUUGAGAUCAGGUUUGACGUCAAGUUUGAGAUCCGGUUUGACGUCAAGUUUGAGGUCAGGUUUGACGUCAAGUUUGAGAUCCGGUUUGACGUCAAGUUUGAGAUCCGGUUUUACGUCAAGUUUGAGAUCCGGUUUGACGUCAAGUUUGAGAUCAGGUUUGACGUCAAGUUUGAGGUCAGGUUUGACGUCAAGUUUGAGGUCAGGUUUGACGUCAAGUUUGAGAUUCGGUUUGACGUCAAGUUUGAGAUCCGGUUUGACGUCACGUUUGAGGUCAGGUUUGACGUCAAGUUUGAGAUCCGGUUUGACGUCAAGUUUGAGGUCAGGUUAGACGUCAAGUUUGAGGUCAGGUUUGACGUCAAGUUUGAGAUCAGGUUUGACGUCAAGUUUGAGGUCAGGUUUGACGUCAAGUUUGAGGUCAGGUUUGACGUCAAGUUUGAGAUCAGGUUUGACGUCAAGUUUGAGAUCAGGUUUGACGUCAAGUUUGAGGUCAGGUUUGACGUCAAGUUUGAGGUCAGGCUUGACGUCAAGUUUGAGGUCAGGUUUGACGUCAAGUUUGAGAUCCGGUUUGACGUUAAGUUUGAGGUCAGGUUUGACGUCAAGUUUGAGAUCCGGUUUGACGUCAAGUUUGAGAUCAGGUUUGACGUCAAGUUUGAGAUCCGGUUUGACGUCAAGUUUGAGAUCAGGUUUGACGUCAAGUUUGAGAUCCGGUUUGACGUCAAGUUUGAGGUCAGGUUUGACGUCAAGUUUGAGAUCCGGUUUGACGUCAAGUUUGAGGUCAGGUUUGACGUCAAGUUUGAGAUCCGGUUUGACGUCAAGUUUGAGAUCAGGUUUGACGUCAAGUUUGAGAUCAGGUUUGACGUCAAGUUUGAGGUCAGGUUUGACGUCAAGUUUGAGAUCAGGUUUGACGUCAAGUUUGAGAUCAGGUUUGACGUCAAGUUUGAGGUCAGGUUUGACGUCAAGUUUGAGGUCAGGUUUGACGUCAAGUUUGAGAUCAGGUUUGACGUCAAGUUUGAGGUCAGGUUUGACGUCAAGUUUGAGGUCAGGUUUGACGUCAAGUUUGAGAUCAGGUUUGACGUCAAGUUUGAGAUCAGGUUUGACGUCAAGUUUGAGGUCAGGUUUGACGUCAAGUUUGAGGUCAGGCUUGACGUCAAGUUUGAGGUCAGGUUUGACGUCAAGUUUGAGAUCCGGUUUGACGUCAAGUUUGAGGUCAGGUUUGACGUCAAGUUUGAGAUCCGGUUUGACGUCAAGUUUGAGAUCAGGUUUGACGUCAAGUUUGAGAUCCGGUUUGACGUCAAGUUUGAGAUCAGGUUUGACGUCAAGUUUGAGAUCCGGUUUGACGUCAAGUUUGAGGUCAGGUUUGACGUCAAGUUUGAGAUCCGGUUUGACGUCAAGUUUGAGAUCCGGUUUUACGUCAAGUUUGAGAUCCGGUUUGACGUCAAGUUUGAGAUCAGGUUUGACGUCAAGUUUGAGGUCAGGUUUGACGUCAAGUUUGAGAUUCGGUUUGACGUCAAGUUUGAGAUCCGGUUUGACGUCACGUUUGAGGUCAGGUUUGACGUCAAGUUUGAGAUCCGGUUUGACGUCAAGUUUGAGGUCAGGUUUGACGUCAAGUUUGAGGUCAGGUUUGACGUCAAGUUUGAGGUCAGGUUUGACGUCAAGUUUGAGAUCAGGUUUGACGUCAAGUUUGAGGUCAGGUUUGACGUCAAGUUUGAGAUCAGGUUUGACGUCAAGUUUGAGAUCAGGUUUGACGUCAAGUUUGAGGUCAGGUUUGACGUCAAGUUUGAGAUCAGGUUUGACGUCAAGUUUGAGGUCAGGUUUGACGUCAAGUUUGAGAUCAGGUUUGACGUCAAGUUUGAGAUCAGGUUUGACGUCAAGUUUGAGGUCAGGUUUGACGUCAAGUUUGAGAUCCGGUUUGACGUCAAGUUUGAGGUCAGGUUUGACGUCAAGUUUGAGAUCAGGUUUGACGUCAAGUUUGAGGUCAGGUUUGACGUCAAGUUUGAGAUCAGGUUUGACGUCAAGUUUGAGAUCAGGUUUGACGUCAAGUUUGAGGUCAGGUUUGACGUCAAGUUUGAGGUCAGGUUUGACGUCAAGUUUGAGAUCAGGUUUGACGUCAAGUUUGAGAUCAGGUUUGACGUCAAGUUUGAGAUCCGGUUUGACGUCAAGUUUGAGAUCAGGUUUGACGUUAAGUUUGAGGUCAGGUUUGAUGUCAAGUUUGAGAUCAGGUUUGACGUCAAGUUUGAGAUCAGGUUUGACGUCAGGUUUGAGGUCAGGUUUGACGUCAAGUUUGAGGUCAGGUUUGACGUCAAGUUUGAGGUCAGGUUUGACGUCAAGUUUGAGAUCAGGUUUGACGUCAAGUUUGAGAUCAGGUUUGACGUCAAGUUUGAGGUCAGGUUUGACGUCAAGUUUGAGGUCAGGCUUGACGUCAAGUUUGAGGUCAGGUUUGACGUCAAGUUUGAGAUCAGGUUUGACGUCAAGUUUGAGAUCAGGUUUGACGUCAAGUUUGAGAUCAGGUUUGACGUCAAGUUUGAGGUCAGGUUUGACGUCAAGUUUGAGAUCCGGUUUGACGUCAAGUUUGAGAUCCGGUUUGACGUCAAGUUUGAGGUCAGGUUUGACGUCAAGUUUGAGAUCCGGUUUGACGUCAAGUUUGAGGUCAGGUUUGACGUCAAGUUUGAGAUCCGGUUUGACGUCAAGUUUGAGGUCAGGUUUGACGUCAAGUUUGAGAUCCGGUUUUACGUCAAGUUUGAGAUCCGGUUCGAUGUCAAGUUUGAGGUCAGGUUUGACGUCAAGUUUCAGGUCAGGUUUGACGUCAAGUUUGAGAUCAGGUUUGACGUCAAGUUUGAGAUCCGGUUUGACGUCAAGUUUGAGGUCAGGUUUGACGUCAAGUUUGAGAUCCGGUUUGACGUCAAGUUUGAGGUCAGGUUUGACGUCAAGUUUGAGGUCAGGUUUGACGUCAAGUUUGAGAUCCGGUUUGACGUCAAGUUUGAGGUCAGGUUUGACGUCAAGUUUGAGAUCAGGUUUGACGUCAAGUUUGAGGUCAGGUUUGACGUCAAGUUUGAGAUCAGGUUUGACGUCAAGUUUGAGAUCAGGUUUGACGUCAAGUUUGAGGUCAGGUUUGACGUCAAGUUUGAGGUCAGGUUUGACGUCAAGUUUGAGAUCAGGUUUGACGUCAAGUUUGAGAUCAGGUUUGACGUCAAGUUUGAGAUCCGGUUUGACGUCAAGUUUGAGAUCAGGUUUGACGUCAAGUUUGAGGUCAGGUUUGAUGUCAAGUUUGAGAUCAGGUUUGACGUCAAGUUUGAGAUCAGGUUUGACGUCAGGUUUGAGGUCAGGUUUGACGUCAAGUUUGAGGUCAGGUUUGACGUCAAGUUUGAGGUCAGGUUUGACGUCAAGUUUGAGAUCAGGUUUGACGUCAAGUUUGAGAUCAGGUUUGACGUCAAGUUUGAGAUCAGGUUUGACGUCAAGUUUGAGGUCAGGUUUGACGUCAAGUUUGAGAUCCGGUUUGACGUCAAGUUUGAGAUCCGGUUUGACGUCAAGUUUGAGAUCCGGUUUGACGUCAAGUUUGAGGUCAGGUUUGACGUCAAGUUUGAGGUCAGGUUUGACGUCAAGUUUGAGAUCCGGUUUGACGUCAAGUUUGAGGUCAGGUUUGACGUCAAGUUUGAGAUCAGGUUUGACGUCAAGUUUGAGGUCAGGUUUGACGUCAAGUUUGAGAUCAGGUUUGACGUCAAGUUUGAGAUCAGGUUUGACGUCAAGUUUGAGGUCAGGUUUGACGUCAAGUUUGAGGUCAGGUUUGACGUCAAGUUUGAGAUCAGGUUUGACGUCAAGUUUGAGAUCAGGUUUGACGUCAAGUUUGAGAUCCGGUUUGACGUCAAGUUUGAGAUCAGGUUUGACGUCAAGUUUGAGGUCAGGUUUGAUGUCAAGUUUGAGAUCAGGUUUGACGUCAAGUUUGAGAUCAGGUUUGACGUCAGGUUUGAGGUCAGGUUUGACGUCAAGUUUGAGGUCAGGUUUGACGUCAAGUUUGAGGUCAGGUUUGACGUCAAGUUUGAGGUCAGGUUUGACGUCAAGUUUGAGGUCAGGUUUGACGUCAAGUUUGAGGUCAGGUUUGACGUCAAGUUUGAGAUCCGGUUUGACGUCAAGUUUGAGAUCCGGUUUGACGUCAAGUUUGAGAUCCGGUUUGACGUCAAGUUUGAGGUCAGGUUUGACGUCAAGUUUGAGGUCAGGUUUGACGUCAAGUUUGAGAUCCGGUUUGACGUCAAGUUUGAGGUCAGGUUUGACGUCAAGUUUGAGAUCAGGUUUGACGUCAAGUUUGAGGUCAGGUUUGACGUCAAGUUUGAGAUCAGGUUUGACGUCAAGUUUGAGAUCAGGUUUGACGUCAAGUUUGAGGUCAGGUUUGACGUCAAGUUUGAGGUCAGGUUUGACGUCAAGUUUGAGAUCAGGUUUGACGUCAAGUUUGAGAUCAGGUUUGACGUCAAGUUUGAGAUCCGGUUUGACGUCAAGUUUGAGAUCAGGUUUGACGUCAAGUUUGAGGUCAGGUUUGAUGUCAAGUUUGAGAUCAGGUUUGACGUCAAGUUUGAGAUCAGGUUUGACGUCAGGUUUGAGGUCAGGUUUGACGUCAAGUUUGAGGUCAGGUUUGACGUCAAGUUUGAGGUCAGGUUUGACGUCAAGUUUGAGAUCAGGUUUGACGUCAAGUUUGAGAUCAGGUUUGACGUCAAGUUUGAGAUCAGGUUUGACGUCAAGUUUGAGGUCAGGUUUGACGUCAAGUUUGAGAUCCGGUUUGACGUCAAGUUUGAGAUCCGGUUUGACGUCAAGUUUGAGAUCCGGUUUGACGUCAAGUUUGAGGUCAGGUUUGACGUCAAGUUUGAGGUCAGGUUUGACGUCAAGUUUGAGAUCCGGUUUGACGUCAAGUUUGAGGUCAGGUUUGACGUCAAGUUUGAGAUCAGGUUUGACGUCAAGUUUGAGGUCAGGUUUGACGUCAAGUUUGAGAUCAGGUUUGACGUCAAGUUUGAGAUCAGGUUUGACGUCAAGUUUGAGGUCAGGUUUGACGUCAAGUUUGAGGUCAGGUUUGACGUCAAGUUUGAGAUCAGGUUUGACGUCAAGUUUGAGAUCAGGUUUGACGUCAAGUUUGAGAUCCGGUUUGACGUCAAGUUUGAGAUCAGGUUUGACGUCAAGUUUGAGGUCAGGUUUGAUGUCAAGUUUGAGAUCAGGUUUGACGUCAAGUUUGAGAUCAGGUUUGACGUCAGGUUUGAGGUCAGGUUUGACGUCAAGUUUGAGGUCAGGUUUGACGUCAAGUUUGAGGUCAGGUUUGACGUCAAGUUUGAGAUCAGGUUUGACGUCAAGUUUGAGAUCAGGUUUGACGUCAAGUUUGAGAUCAGGUUUGACGUCAAGUUUGAGGUCAGGUUUGACGUCAAGUUUGAGAUCCGGUUUGACGUCAAGUUUGAGAUCCGGUUUGACGUCAAGUUUGAGGUCAGGUUUGACGUCAAGUUUGAGGUCAGGUUUGACGUCAAGUUUGAGAUCAGGUUUGACGUCAAGUUUGAGAUCAGGUUUGACGUCAAGUUUGAGAUCCGGUUUGACGUCAAGUUUGAGAUCAGGUUUGACGUCAAGUUUGAGGUCAGGUUUGAUGUCAAGUUUGAGAUCAGGUUUGACGUCAAGUUUGAGAUCAGGUUUGACGUCAGGUUUGAGGUCAGGUUUGACGUCAAGUUUGAGGUCAGGUUUGACGUCAAGUUUGAGGUCAGGUUUGACGUCAAGUUUGAGAUCAGGUUUGACGUCAAGUUUGAGAUCAGGUUUGACGUCAAGUUUGAGAUCAGGUUUGACGUCAAGUUUGAGGUCAGGUUUGACGUCAAGUUUGAGAUCCGGUUUGACGUCAAGUUUGAGAUCCGGUUUGACGUCAAGUUUGAGGUCAGGUUUGACGUCAAGUUUGAGGUCAGGUUUGACGUCAAGUUUGAGAUCCGGUUUGACGUCAAGUUUGAGGUCAGGUUUGACGUCAAGUUUGAGAUCAGGUUUGACGUCAAGUUUGAGGUCAGGUUUGACGUCAAGUUUGAGAUCAGGUUUGACGUCAAGUUUGAGAUCAGGUUUGACGUCAAGUUUGAGGUCAGGUUUGACGUCAAGUUUGAGGUCAGGUUUGACGUCAAGUUUGAGAUCAGGUUUGACGUCAAGUUUGAGAUCAGGUUUGACGUCAAGUUUGAGAUCCGGUUUGACGUCAAGUUUGAGAUCAGGUUUGACGUCAAGUUUGAGGUCAGGUUUGAUGUCAAGUUUGAGAUCAGGUUUGACGUCAAGUUUGAGAUCAGGUUUGACGUCAGGUUUGAGGUCAGGUUUGACGUCAAGUUUGAGGUCAGGUUUGACGUCAAGUUUGAGGUCAGGUUUGACGUCAAGUUUGAGAUCAGGUUUGACGUCAAGUUUGAGAUCAGGUUUGACGUCAAGUUUGAGAUCAGGUUUGACGUCAAGUUUGAGGUCAGGUUUGACGUCAAGUUUGAGAUCCGGUUUGACGUCAAGUUUGAGAUCCGGUUUGACGUCAAGUUUGAGGUCAGGUUUGACGUCAAGUUUGAGAUCCGGUUUGACGUCAAGUUUGAGGUCAGGUUUGACGUCAAGUUUGAGAUCCGGUUUGACGUCAAGUUUGAGGUCAGGUUUGACGUCAAGUUUGAGAUCCGGUUUGACGUCAAGUUUGAGAUCAGGUUUGACGUCAAGUUUGAGAUCCGGUUUGACGUCAAGUUUGAGAUCAGGUUUGACGUCAAGUUUGAGGUCAGGUUUGACGUCAAGUUUGAGAUCCGGUUUUACGUCAAGUUUGAGAUCCGGUUUGACGUCAAGUUUGAGAUCAGGUUUGACGUCAAGUUUGAGGUCAGGUUUGACGUCAAGUUUGAGGUCAGGUUUGACGUCAAGUUUGAGAUUCGGUUUGACGUCACGUUUGAGAUCCGGUUUGACGUCACGUUUGAGGUCAGGUUUGACGUCAAGUUUGAGAUCCGGUUUGACGUCAAGUUUGAGGUCAGGUUUGACGUCAAGUUUGAGGUCAGGUUUGACGUCAAGUUUGAGGUCAGGUUUGACGUCAAGUUUGAGGUCAGGUUUGACGUCAAGUUUGAGAUCCGGUUUGACGUCAAGUUUGAGAUCCGGUUUGACGUCAAGUUUGAGAUCCGGUUUGACGUCAAGUUUGAGGUCAGGUUUGACGUCAAGUUUGAGAUCCGGUUUGACGUCAAGUUUGAGGUCAGGUUUGACGUCAAGUUUGAGAUCCGGUUUGACGUCAAGUUUGAGGUCAGGUUUGACGUCAAGUUUGAGAUCCGGUUUGACGUCAAGUUUGAGAUCAGGUUUGACGUCAAGUUUGAGAUCAGGUUUGACGUCAAGUUUGAGAUCAGGUUUGACGUCAAGUUUGAGGUCAGGUUUGACGUCAAGUUUGAGGUCAGGUUUGACGUCAAGUUUGAGAUCAGGUUUGACGUCAAGUUUGAGGUCAGGUUUGACGUCAAGUUUGAGGUCAGGUUUGACGUCAAGUUUGAGAUCAGGUUUGACGUCAAGUUUGAGAUCAGGUUUGACGUCAAGUUUGAGGUCAGGUUUGACGUCAAGUUUGAGGUCAGGCUUGACGUCAAGUUUGAGGUCAGGUUUGACGUCAAGUUUGAGAUCCGGUUUGACGUCAAGUUUGAGGUCAGGUUUGACGUCAAGUUUGAGAUCCGGUUUGACGUCAAGUUUGAGAUCAGGUUUGACGUCAAGUUUGAGAUCCGGUUUGACGUCAAGUUUGAGAUCAGGUUUGACGUCAAGUUUGAGAUCCGGUUUGACGUCAAGUUUGAGGUCAGGUUUGACGUCAAGUUUGAGAUCCGGUUUGACGUCAAGUUUGAGAUCCGGUUUUACGUCAAGUUUGAGAUCCGGUUUGACAUCAAGUUUGAGAUCAGGUUUGACGUCAAGUUUGAGGUCAGGUUUGACGUCAAGUUUGAGAUUCGGUUUGACGUCAAGUUUGAGAUCCGGUUUGACGUCACGUUUGAGGUCAGGUUUGACGUCAAGUUUGAGAUCCGGUUUGACGUCAAGUUUGAGGUCAGGUUUGACGUCAAGUUUGAGGUCAGGUUUGACGUCAAGUUUGAGGUCAGGUUUGACGUCAAGUUUGAGGUCAGGUUUGACGUCAAGUUUGAGAUCCGGUUUGACGUCAAGUUUGAGAUCCGGUUUGACGUCAAGUUUGAGGUCAGGUUUGACGUCAAGUUUGAGAUCCGGUUUUACGUCAAGUUUGAGAUCCGGUUUGACGUCAAGUUUGAGGUCAGGUUUGACGUCAAGUUUGAGAUUCGGUUUGACGUCAAGUUUGAGAUCCGGUUUGACGUCAAGUUUGAGGUCAGGUUUGACGUCAAGUUUGAGAUCAGGUUUGACGUCAAGUUUGAGGUCAGGUUUGACGUCAAGUUUGAGAUCAGGUUUGACGUCAAGUUUGAGAUCAGGUUUGACGUCAAGUUUGAGGUCAGGUUUGACGUCAAGUUUGAGGUCAGGUUUGACUUCAAGUUUGAGAUCAGGUUUGACGUCAAGUUUGAGAUCAGGUUUGACGUCAAGUUUGAGAUCCGGUUUGACGUCAAGUUUGAGAUCAGGUUUGACGUCAAGUUUGAGGUCAGGUUUGACGUCAAGUUUGAGAUCAGGUUUGACGUCAAGUUUGAGAUCAGGUUUGACGUCAAGUUUGAGGUCAGGUUUGACGUCAAGUUUGAGGUCAGGUUUGACGUCAAGUUUGAGGUCAGGUUUGACGUCAAGUUUGAGAUCAGGUUUGACGUCAAGUUUGAGAUCAGGUUUGACGUCAAGUUUGAGGUCAGGUUUGACGUCAAGUUUGAGGUCAGGCUUGACGUCAAGUUUGAGGUCAGGUUUGACGUCAAGUUUGAGAUCAGGUUUGACGUCAAGUUUGAGAUCAGGUUUGACGUCAAGUUUGAGAUCAGGUUUGACGUCAAGUUUGAGGUCAGGUUUGACGUCAAGUUUGAGAUCCGGUUUGACGUCAAGUUUGAGAUCCGGUUUGACGUCAAGUUUGAGUUUGAGAUCCGGUUUGACGUCAAGUUUGAGAUCAGGUUUAACGUCAAGUUUGAGAUCCGGUUUGACGUCAAGUUUGAGGUCAGGUUUGACGUCAAGUUUGAGGUCAGGUUUGACGUCAAGUUUGAGGUCAGGUUUGACGUCAAGUUUGAGAUCAGGUUUGACGUCUUGUUUGAGGUCCGGUUUGACGUCAAGUUUGAGAUUCGGUUUGACGUCAAGUUUGAGGUCAAGUUUGACGUCAAGUUUGAGGUCAGGUUUGACGUCAAGUUUGAGAUCCGGUUUGACGUCAAGUUUGAGGUCAGGUUUGACGUCAAGUUUGAGAUCCGGUUUGACGUCAAGUUUGAGGUCAGGUUUGACGUCAAGUUUGAGAUCCGGCUUGACGUCCAGUUUGAGGUCAGGUUUGACGUCAAGUUUGAGAUCAGGUUUGACGUCAAGUUUGAGAUCAGGUUUGACGUCAAGUUUGAGAUCAGGUUUGACGUCAAGUUUGAGAUCAGGUUUGACGUCAAGUUUGAGGUCAGGUUUGACGUCAAGUUUGAGAUGAGGUUUGACGUCAAGUUUGAGGUCAGGUUUGACGUCAAGUUUGAGGUCAGGUUUGACGUCAAGUUUGAGAUCAGGUUUGACGUCAAGUUUGAGGUCAGGUUUGACGUCAAGUUUGAGAUCCGGUUUGACGUCAAGUUUGAGGUCAGGUUUGACGUCAAGUUUGAGGUCAGGUUUGACGUCAAGUUUGAGAUCAGGUUUGACGUCAAGUUUGAGAUCAGGGUUGACGUCAAGUUUGAGGUCAGGUUUGACGUCAAGUUUGAGAUGCGGUUUGACGUCAAGUUUGAGAUACGAUUUGACGUCAAGUUUGAGAUCCGGUUUGACGUCAAGUUUGAGAUACGGUUUGACGUCAAGUUUGAGGUCAGGUUUGACGUCAAGUUUGAGAUCCGGUUUGACGUCAAGUUUGAGGUCAGGUUUGACGUCAAGUUUGAGAUCAGGCUUGACGUCAAGUUUGAGGUCAGGUUUGACGUCAAGUUUGAGAUGAGGUUUGACGUCAAGUUUGAGAUCAGGUUUGAUGUCAAGUUUGAGAUCCGUGACUUACCCUUUUCAUGCUCACAUGACAUCCUGCCUGUGCCGCCUGGGUUCGCCACCUCCUCCACCCACGCCUUCCCCGUUCUUCCCCAUGCUCCCCCAAUGUGCCCCGCAUGCUCCCCGCAUGCGCCCCCCAUGUUCCACCCAUGCUCCCCUCCCCCCAUCCUCCCCCCAUCCUCCCCCCAUCCUCCCCCCAUCCUCCCCCCAUCCUCCCCCCAUCCUCCCCCCAUCCUCCCCCCAUCCUCCCCCCAUCCUCCCCCCAUCCUCCCCCCAGCACGCUGGAGGCGUACAUACGCCUCACGUCCCUCAUGCAGCUCGUGGGCCGCCACAGUUGCGGGCCGUUCAUCAGCCUCUACUGCUCUGCAGGCGUACAUCCGCCUCACAUCCCUCAUGCAGCUCGUGGGCCGCCACAGGGAGGUGAUAACCACGGCAAGGAGGGGUUUGAAGCUGAACCCCGACGACAUAGAGCUCAACUACCUGGAAGCUUCCGCGCACCAUGCACUGGGUGACUUUGAGGCAGCAGUAAGCUCCAAUCUGCCUGCCCUCUCAGUUGCUUCCCUCUUCUCCUCGGUCUCUUAUACGCGCAUCCUCGGUCUCUCACCCACAGACAGCAACACCGGCACUCUCCAGGGCAUGGCGUUCUACCAGCCCGCCAGCACAAAGCUGGACCUGCCCGUUCCACUCAUGCUGUCACUCACAACGGCUCUUCCUUCGCUGAGCGGGUGGGUGGAGGGUGGGCGGAGUGAGGAGAUCGCAGCGUACACGGUAUCCAAGCUGGACCUACCAUUUUCUCAGUUCCGCCUCGACUACGAGCUCAACAAUGAACUCAAGGAAGCAUGGGUGCGAAAGCAGUCGCCCCUCUCCAUCCUUCCCGCCUACCGCCCCCUCCCCAUCCGCCUUGUUCGCAACCCCCCUCGCAUCCGCUUCUCCCCCCAAGUGCGCGCUCUCAUUGCCAAGGCGGACGAAAUCGGGCGGCGCACGCAGUACUUUGUGGAUGGCUUCAUGCCGCACAAAAGACAACACCGCAUGGCGGGGCUUGCCGCCCUGGAUCUGAUGCAGAGG
Closterium sp. Naga37s-1 is the source of this 86485-nucleotide messenger RNA. Lineage: Eukaryota; Viridiplantae; Streptophyta; Zygnematophyceae; Desmidiales; Closteriaceae. The record is from the annotation of a GenBank genome assembly.